Molecule: messenger RNA, 45036 nt
Organism: Podarcis lilfordi (Lilford's wall lizard)
Lineage: Eukaryota; Metazoa; Chordata; Lepidosauria; Squamata; Lacertidae
Source: the annotation of a GenBank genome assembly
GGCAAGACUCUCUUUCCUUGGAGGUUUUUAAGCAGAAGUUAGAUGGCCAUCGGCCACGCCUAAUUUAGCUGACAUCCCUGCAUUGCAGGGGGGUUGAACUAGAUGACCCUCAGGGUCCCCUUCCAACCAUUCUGAUUCCAAGCCGAGCCUCCCGAGUUUACUCGGAAACAAACCCUACUGUCUUCAAACGAUGCCUUCCUGACAUGUGAAUUAACGUGGUAGCCCAGUGUGUUCUGCUGGGACCCCCAAAGCUGCAAGGGCGGGGAAGAAACCAGCGCUUGGAGUUUGGACCAGAGUCUUAGUAAAAAAACCAAAUCCAUAAGCGAUGUAGGAAUUCCGCCCCGACCCCCAACCCCCAAAUUUCUGCACAUCUCCCAAGCUGUACAUCUAUGGGGAGGGCUGUGGGGCCUGGUCUUCCGAGGCUGAAGCCCAGCUUCUCUAUUUCAUUUUAUUCUUCAAACGAACGGUUGUUGUAGCCGCCCAGAGGGGGAAAGCGCGUUUUGUGAGGGAAAAGAAGGCGGUUUUGUGAGGGAAAAGGACUGAGAGCCGAAAGCGGGGCUGAGGUGCGUGAGGGGAAGGCGAGACCCUCCUCCCCUCAGCCGCCCGGCCGGCUCUUUCCUCCCUCUCUGGCCCGCUGUGUUAUUUCCUCUUCCUCUCGGCGGGCGGGAGGAGAGACAGAGAGAAGGGGAGGUAGGCUGGGCAGGCCGGGCUAGGAGGAGGAGGAGGAGGAAGAGGCGGCGGCGGCGCUGUUACCGCCGAGCGUGGUGGUAGGACGACGACGACGACGACGGACGACGUGGGGAGGGGAAUAGACCAGGGAGACCGACGAAACCCGCCGCCGCUGCUGUCGUCGUCGGGCGGGAGGGCGGCGCUAGGAGCUGGCGGGGCCCUGAGCGAGCUUACAGAGUCACCGUGUCACGGCGGCGGCACCCGCCCGCCCGCCCGCCUGCUUGCUGCCUCCCGGGAAGGCGGGGAGGGAGGAACUGCAGCCGCCGCCGCCACCAUCCCGGAGAGGCCUCACCAUCACUACUACUACGAGCGCCGCCGCCGCCGCCGCCGGAGUCGAUUCGCCUCCCUCCGCCCGCCCGCGCCGAAGCGAGCCGCCUCCUGCACACGGAGGGGGUGACUUGGGAGAGGCUAGGCCCAGCCUCGAGCCUCGCCCGGGCCCAGGCUGCGGAGCCGGUGCCGGACAGCCAAGACCGGGGGUGGGUGGGUGGGUGGGGAGGGAAGUGGGGGGGGGAAGGGAACUGGAGCCCGGGACGGGCCUGGGCUGGGCCGGGCCGGGCCGCUGCCGCCGCCUUCUCCUCUGAACUAGGAUGUCCCGACAUGAAGGUGAGUGAGUGCGGGGCCGCUGCUGCUGCUGCUGCUGGCCGGGCCUGGGCGACACCGGGCGGGGGAUGGGGAGAAGGAAAGGGAGCCAAGGAGAGAGCGAGAGGUGGAUCAUCAUGGCGCCGCCGACGCUGCACUAGGAGGGGUGGCGGUAGUUCGUAAGUCGGCAGCGGAGCCGGGCCUCGGGUAGCAGCCGCAGCCGGCAGUGGCGGGAGAAGGGCGGGCCGGAGCUGCUUUGCAUUGUCAUGGGGCCUGUGUCCGUUACGGCUCCCUUUUCGUCCCGGACCAGGAGGUGGCCUGAACUGCGGCCUAAAAAAAAAACGAGGCCCAGGCGGUUGUGGGCGCCUCAGAGCCUGGCCUGGCUUUGGCCCCGCCCUAAGGGGGGGAAUAUAGUAGUUAUGGGGCGAAUGAAUGCUGCCCCGUUUCCCGGGACGAUCUGCGCCUUUAUGGCGGGCGUGAUUUGAUACGGAGGGGAAGAGUGGAUGUGAGCGAGCCAGGCCCAGCUGGCAGGGGCAGGGAAGCCCAUGGCUUGGCGGGGUUGGGGGGAGAAUAGGAAGGGUGGGUUUUAGGGUCAGGCUUGCAUUGCCGGACAGAGUUGGGGGUUGUUGUGGGGCACGUGGGAAUGGCGUACAUAAGGCUUCAGGGCUAACGGCAAGUGAGCGUUUGGGACUGAAGCCGGAGAGGGAAGCUACAUUUCGGUGUCUAGGAAGGGAGAAUGGCAGGUAGGGGUGGCUAUGCGCAAGGAGAGGAUGUUGGGAAAGAAGUGGGGGCAACGCAGAGGGAGGACAAAUGUAGUUUGGCACUGUAUUGCCAAAGGAAAAUGGAUGCAUGCUCAUCAAAGUUAUGGGUGGGGUGGACGAUGAUUAAAUGGUGGAGAAAAACUGGCAGCAGUACCAGUGGAGAUAUAUGCCUGGCGAGGAGGGUAAUGUAUGGGUACCAGAAGCCUGAAAAGUGCACAGAGGGCACUUUGUAUAUGUGUUAAUCUGGUAAGAGAAAUGUGCACACAGAGUUGUGCCGAAGUGAAGUGUGGACAUGUGAGGAAGUGAGUUUUGAAGAGGAAGUUGAAAUUGGGGAACACUUCAGAGUUGGUGUGACUUGCAGCAUAUGCUUCAGGGAAUUCUUAUUUUGGAUGGCAGAGAAAGGCUUGUGAAGGGUGGUAGCCAUGAAGAGCGGAAAAUAAUGUAAAGUUGAAAAGGUUCCCUAAGGGAGAGUGAAUAUAUAGGGCCCGAUUGUUGAUGUAGAUAAGGGCUUGGAUGAUAUUCUAAGGUGGUUGAAUAUACAUUUUCAUACUUUUUUGCUGUAAAGUUGAUUGUAAUCUGAGUAGCUGUUGAGAAACUAGUAAAUUGCAAUUCUAUCUAAUCUGAUAGGUCUCCUCUAGUCUAGGGCAAGUAAGAAUUAUUUAUUAUUGACCACAUUUACAUUCUGCCUUUUUCUCCAAGUUGUUCAGUGUGGUUCUCCCCAUCUUCAUUUAAUCCCCCCAAUAGCCCUGUGAGGUAGGCUAGUCUGAGAGACUGUGGCUGGCCCAAGGUCAGCCAGUGAACUUCAUAGCCAAGUGGGAAUUUGAACUCUGGUCUCACAGGUCCUAAUUUGACCCUAUCCAAUGCACCACACUCAAGUAUAUAUACAUUCAAGUGUCUUUGUGUCACAUACGUCCAUAUGGGCUGAUAAAUUCACAAUAGCUAUUUGCAAUAUGACACUUUAAAAAAUAAGUGGCUAAUGUGUGGUCCUCCUGAUGUUGCUCUACAGACCUCCAUCUUCCUUGAUCAUUUACAGUUCUGGUGGCACUUAUGGGAAUGGUAGUUCACCAAAUUCUGGAGGGCCACACGUUAGCCACAGCUAACUUGAAACUUUCUUUCUUGGAUAUAAUUGUAUGCUGCCUUCCUCCUUUUGUUUACUCACAUUUUGCAGCACCAUAGAAGACAGCACGGACAAUAGUUCACUUUGCUCUUGAAAUUCUUUUUUUGUUGAUGUGGAAGUAAAUGGAUGAUCAAUAAUCAACAGUGAGAGGAACUGAAAAUUUGAAAAGCUUUGUGGGUAAUAGGAAGAAUUAUGUGUGACUAAUGGACCAUAUUUUGCUUUGAUAUAAUUUUUCUGGUGAUGUUAAUUAGCAAUAAGAUGACAUGCAGAAGUUAUAUGUAGUAAACUUUUAAACAAGCAAGCACGAAUUUAACAGCCAAUGGAUAUGGAACAUUGUCAUGGAGGCAGAUACGUAUAUAUUAAUGAUACUGAGGAAUAAGUAAUCCAUGACAACAAAAAACUUUUGUAUUUAAAUGUUAAAUGUUGCUGAACGUGUUAACUUCGAUUACGUGAAAAAUAAUCUUCCAUUUUUUACUAAUGGUUGGUGUCUUUUUGAUAGUUGGAACUCCAUUAGCUAAUUCCAUUAGCAAAUUCCAGCUAUCAAAGGGCACGACGAACCCAACAGUAAAAGAUGGAAGAUAGUUUUUCAGUGUUAUGUAAAGUUCAGUCUUCCAUAUUUACUAUUGGUUAGUGCCUUUUGACAGUUGAAAUUCCAUUAGCUAAUGGAAUUUGCUGCCAGAUGUGUCAAUGAACACAGCUUAAAUAACUUUACCAGGGGAUUUGAUGAAUUCAUGGAGAGGUAUGCCUAUCAUGGAACCUCCCUGUUCAUAGACAGUAAGCCACUGAAUACCAUUUGCUAGGGGCCAAAUGAUAUGGGAGUGUUGUUCCCUUUGUGCUCUGCUUGUUGGCUUCCUGCAAGCCUCUGACUGAAUACUGUUGGGGACAGACUGCUGGACCAGAUGAAUCCUUGGUCUGAUCCAGCAGAGCUGUUGCUUUUAAAUUAGUGAAUAGUAAGUUAUUUUACUGUUGUCCUUUUGAGGCUGAAUGGUUCUUACAAGGGCUGCAAUCCAGUUUUGUGCAGGCUUCAAGUAUAGUAGUGGAAUAAAGCUCCAUUGUAGCUGUGCUAAUUAAAAUUAUAACGGAGAGAUGCCAAGUACGUCUGAGGUUUAUAUGUAUCCUGUAGAUGCCAGCUCUUCAAAGUGUGAGAGCUUUCUACUAUAAAUGACUGUAAUAAUAGCUGAUUUCAAAGUACAUAUUUGCUUAAGUGUGGGAUCUUGGAGAUUCUGCAGCCACACAAUCAACUUGGUGCAUGUGCACAUGUCCUUGUAAUUUGUGAACUUCUGCCAUUUUACAGCCUGAUCCUGUGCAUUUUUACUUGGAAGCCCCAGUUCAAUGUUCAUAGGGCUGCAGCCUUAAAGUCAGUUUUAGUUUCUGCAAUGAGAUUUCAAUGAUGAAGAGAGAUAAUAUUUUUUUUAUUAAUGUGGAUCAACCCAAACUCAGACGCUCUAAAAAAAUCUGAAAGAAGUGUGAUAAUCUGGAGUGUUGUUUUUGCAAAUUAUGGAUAUUAUUCUUAGCUGCAUCUUGUUUUAGUGUUUGCUGUGUUAGUAUUUUGGUUGUUGUUUUUGUUGUGGCCAGUCCAUAAGAGAGGACACUAAAAUAUGAUGCACACAUGGCUACAAUGCUUGUUUUGGCACCUUCUGAGUUCCCUGACCUUUUUGUCCACUAAUAAAUCUACAUCAGCUGUGAAAUUACCUGAGUAACUCCUGUUUCAGUGAGUAAUGUUGAUUUUCUCACAAGUAGUUAUCUGGACACGCAGUUUGAGUCUUAGCUAUGGAAAUACAGUAGAAAGUUUUUGUGCAUCAGACAGCUGUUUGAGAGAACUAUGUGUUAAUGAUCUGAGAAGCCUUGGGUUACCAGGGUCCUGUAGUUCAGGAGUAGGUUGGGGUAUAUUAACUGGUGGCAAAGACUUGGGAACCAAAGCUGGAGUUCCAGGAAGUCAGCCUACUUAACUUGUAGCUGAUCUGAUAUUGGAUGCGGCCUCAGUGCCUACUAGAGCAUGCUGACAGUUUAUGUAGUGUGGCUGCACAGAUCCCUGCUGGUAGCUUAGUAAAGGAAAGCUUUGAUUCUGCAACUAGUUAUUGGCUUUCAGUGAAACUGCUUGCUGAACAGUUGUGUUUGAUAUAUUUUCAGUGCUCAGACCAUAUUUUUUGUUGCUCCCUCUUUGGGUUAUGGCAGCUGAGCAAUCUGGAUCCUGGCUGUAGGUUUGUGGGAACAUUUGUUGGGGAAAAGUAUAUAUCUGAAAGGCGAAUUCUCCUCUGUUUUAUGAUAGUUCUGAACUACCCCAUGACAUUGUCAUUGUUUUUAAAGAAAUUGUUUUCUUCAUCCUUCAGUGCAGAUGCAUUGUAGUAGGGAUGGCUUGGACUUAGCUUGAUUCCACACUUAUUUUGGUAUUCUUUGGCUGGUACCCGGUUUUGGCACUUAGGAUGCACAGCUCCAGAAACAAGUACAUACAAGUUUGAAACAAUGUCUGUAAUAAUGUGUGACAUUGCAGGUUUGUGUAUUGCUCCAAAUAUUGUACAAAUUGGUCUCUGUAAUGUAUGGAUGUUGAGAAUUGCCAAAAGCCUAUUUCAUCCAGAAUUCUAUUUACAACAGCAGUUAACCAGAUGACCGUGGGACAAACAGGGCAUCAAGCUAGCAGAGGUAUACUGCCUUUGAGUAGGAAGUUUGUUUUUAAUUCUCGUGGCUCAUAAUCAGUGAGAUUCUUGAUGCUCCAUGAAUUCUUCUAAUUCUCCUUUAAAAUCAUUAAGUUAAUGGAAACUACGUCUUGAAGUAGUGGGUUCCUUUUGAUUGUGCUGACCCUGUCCUAAUAUAAUGAAAAAGAGGAAUAACUUGAUUCAAUUUAUUCUGUGUACAGUGCAUAACAUAGCCUGGAUUCCCCGUCCCUGGCCCCUAGUUCAUAGGUAUUCACAAUUAUUGCAGGGAAUGGGAGACCUUGUAAGCACUCUACUCUGCUUGUCCUCUUGUACUCUGUAAAGCCACACUGACAUUUGACAUCACAGUAUACAAACAAUCUGUAACCAAAAAAAAUGAAAGAACAGAGGUGAGGGGUGGAAGUGAAGGCAGGAGUUAACAGAGGAAUAAUAUUAUUUCAGUUAAACACAUUUAGGUUGAGUUAUGGAGGGGAUUGUGAGUUGUGUCAAAGUCUUCACAGAAAAGCUUGGUUUUGAAGGAAAAGAGAGAGGGGGCACCAUGAAGUUUUUCUGGAAGGCAGUUCCAGGGGAGAAAGUAAUUUCAAGGAACAGGGGAUCUUGGGACACCUGUGGGUAGUGGAGUUAGUGGAGCAAAGGUCACAGGCAGUCAUAUAUAGACAUGUAAAAAUCAGAGAUAAAGGAGGUUAAGGCUAUGGAGAGGUUUGCAGGUAAGGACAAGGAGCUUAUACCUGAGACUGGAAACCAGUGUAGGAAUACAAAGAGGGGAAAUAUGAGCUUAUUAUCCAUGUGCCUAAGCAGGAGGAGGAAUACUGAUCAAGGAAUGUUGAUCAAUUUCCUAGACUAAGCAGAGUGAGGAGGGCUGCUAGGGAAUUAGUUGUAUUAAUGAAUCCCACUUUUCUGUUAAAACAAUAGAAGCAGUUUACAGUAGGAGUAUAAAAACACAUUAAGGUAAAAUGAAACUUCAGAAACACAUAACAAUAUAACAACAGCAAUUAAAACUAUCAAAAAGCGAGCUAAAAACUCCAGGAAAUAACAGUUCAUAUAUCGUACCAAACUGGGAUUUUAAAGAAAGGCUUUACUAACUAUCUGAAAGCAGGAGAUAAGCAUGGUAGAUCUUCACCAGGAGGAAGUUUUCUAGACCUUUUACAAUCUUGGUGCUACCAUUGAGGAGGCUCUGUCUCAAGGACCCACCUAUCUGAUCUUAUGUAUGAGUAGCACAGAGAGCAUGACAUCCAAGGGUUUUUUUUUAUUGACAUUUUUAGUACAGUGGUGCCUCGCAAGACGAAAUUAAUCCGUUCCGCAAGAGUCUUCGUCUAGCGGUUUUUUCGUCUUGCGAAGCAAGCCCAUUGACGGAUUAGCGCUAUUAGCGCUAUUAGCGGUUUAGCGGCUAUUAAAGGCUUAAAGGCUUAGGGGAUUAGCUGCUAAAAGGCUAUUAAAGGCUAUUAAAGGCUUAGCAGAUUAGAUAAAGGGGGGGAAAAGCGAAAAAAAAAUCUCUAGACUCGCAAGGUAUUUUCGUCUUGCGAAGCAAGCCCAUAGGGGAAUUCGUCCUGCGAAGCAACUUCAAAACGGAAAACCCUUUCGUCUAGCGGUUUUUCCGUCUUGCGAGGCAUUCGUCUUGCGGGGCACCACUGUAAUCCAAAAGUGCAGUAGCAGGAUUUUACAUUGUACCAUAUACAUAACAACCAAUAAAUAAUAAGAAACAGAAUUAGUGACACCAAGACAUCCAUGUUUCCUUAGCUGGCUUGAAUGUUGAAUAUUGAACACCUAAGUCUGAAGCAAAGGAAAUAAAAGUUCCACCAGUUGACAUAAAAAUGUUCUGGAUCUUCGGUCCGUCCUGUAAAUAUGCAGUUUUGAUAUGCAGGUGUGUUUUUUGGGUGUUGUUGUUUAGUCGUUUAGUCAUGUCCGACUCUUCGUGACCCCAUGGACCAGAGCACGCCAGGCACUCCUGUCUUCCACUGCCUCCCGCAGUUUAGUCAGACUCAUGUUUGUAGCUUUGAGAACACUGUCCAACCAUCUCGCCCUCUGUCGUCCCCUUCUCCUUGUGCCCUCCAUCUUUCCCAGCAUCAGGGUCUUUUCCAGGGAGUCUUCUCUUCUCAUGAGGUGGCCAUAGUAUUGGAGCCUCAGCUUCACGAUCUGUCCUUCCAGUGAGCACUCAGGGCUGAUUUCCUUAAGAAUGGAUACAUUUGAUCUUCUUGCAGUCCAUGGGACUCUCAAGAGUCUCCUCCAGCACCAUAAUUCAGAAGCAUCAAUUCUUCGGCGAUCAGCCUUCUUUAUGGUCCAGCUCUCACUUCCAUACAUCACUACUGGGAAAACCAUAGCUUUAACUAUACGGACCUUUGUUGGCAAGGUGAUGUCUCUGCUUUUUAAGAUGCUGUCUAGGUUUUUUGGGUAAUCUGUCCUAAUUUGUUUAGGGCUUUAAAGGUUAGUGUGAGCCCUUUAAAUUGAACCCAGAAACAAAUUGGCAAAGAAUACAGAUAGAACAACAUUUCUUUUUUUUUCUUUUUUUGUCUCGAUCCCUGAAGAUGCCAGCAGCAUUUUCCAUUAACUGAAAUGUCUGUGUUUUCAAAAAGGCAGCCCCAUGCAAAGAACUAUUGCAGUAGUUGGGUCUGGAAGUAACCAGGGCAUGGGUAACUGGCAGUAGGUUCAUCUUCUCCAGAAAAGGCUGCAGCUGAUGAACCAGCCAGAAAUGAUAAAAGGCCCAUUGCCCAUUGCCACCUUCAUUAUCAGAGAGGUAAUGGAUGAAGGAGUACCCACAAGCUGCAUACCUUCUGCUUCAGGGGAGUAUCUCUGAAAUAGGUUAAAUACCCUUAUGAAGAAAUACUGAUGGACAAUAUUUUUAUUUUAUCUGGAUUACAUGUGAAGUUAGGAUUUCUUGGUGCUGAAGUUGAAUCUGUUUAAGUUACUCUGUUUGCUUAAAAAAAUUCCAAAUGAUUUCGUGACACAAUUACAAACUUUGACUGUCAGUGCUGUUCACUCCAGCUUGCAUUCUGUGCAUUAACUGGCACUUGCCAAGUAUAUACAUUGUUGUUGUUGGAGUGUUCACUGUUUACUUCCCUCCACUGUGAAAACUAUUCAUGUAGGACUAUCCCAUGCUUUUCAGCUUUGCUUAACUACUUACUAGUUUGUAACACCCAUCUCCUUAUCCUAUAACUGCUAAAUUUCCUUAAGAGCAUUUAGUAAUGCUCAAAGUCUCUUUGAAAGCUCAAGCACAAAAUGUCAAGACUGUCUUUGUUCUUGACAUCCUCAAUGAAUCUUAAGAGGCUGGUGAAGCAAAACUUCCCAUUGCAGACUGCUGAUUCCAACCACCACCACCCCCAAAGCAAAUGAUUUUCCUUCUAUAUAAAACUUCAUAUCCUUAAGUUUACUUUUCACUAAUUUAUCUGAUGGAAAUGUUAUUUCCUGAAGACUCUUGUUUUGAAAUUCUACACAAUUGGCUACUACCCUAUUGGCAAGGAGAAAGGCAGAUUUUUAGAAAUCAAGUGUUACAAUAUUUUAGUCCUUAAAAUAUUAAAUUGGAUUGAUGACAUUCCAACCCUAGUUACUUGUUGCUUUGAAAUUGAAAUUCGAAAUUGUCAGUUCUAAAGCCUCAUCCUUUCUCACCUCUAUCCUGUUUUAAGAUUAAAUGCUUGAAAAUAAUGGUUCACUUGCGACCAUCUUUCUAGCAUCUUAUGUAGUAAAUAAACAUGGAUGCAAAUGACUUUGCUUCCCCACAGUUUCCCUUUCAUUAGUACUCCUUGCAUAUCUUUGUUACCCACUGAUCUCAUUGCCUCUUUGAUGGGAUUCUUGUUACUAAUGUGUAUUUUUAUUUAAGUUCUGAAAUUGAUUUAUUGUAGUUUUAUAAGUUGAAGAUAUUUAUCAAGCAGAGGCCCUUGGCUUUUGUUCUUUAGUUAGCAUACGACAUGGAAUAAUUUGUGGCCCCUAGGAAGAGAAACUAAAUCUUCACAUCCUUUGUUUUAAGACAGCCAGAGCACAAUCUAUUCAUAUAUAUAUAUAUAUAUAUAUAUAUAUAUAUAUAUAUAUAUGGCCAGGAUGUGGGCAUAUUACAUACUGGAAUAUGCUGAAUGUGUAUGUCUUUACAUUUUCCUGUUGGUGCAGUUUGGAUUAGCAGUUCAGCUAUUAAUGAAUUCUAUUUAUCAGUAGCUAAUGGGAUGAACUGCACUUUGAACCAUUUUACUUGCUAAAUGCCUGCCUUGGAAGGCCUGUGCAACAUCAUGGUUGUACAAACGUAAUGAUCUGUGCAGAACAAGGACUUAAUAAGACAUUAAUUUUUUUUAGUCUUGUCUGCUGCUCCUAAAGACCUUAUACCCAAGGUAGAAGUGGACGCUGAGCAGGGUGAGAUAUAUUCCUGAUUCUCUGGUUCCUGCCAUCUGUGAUUUUUUGGAACAUUGUCAGUUAUUGGCCUUAAAUGCACAAAAUCAUGGGUGGCUUAUGAACAGAAUUAUAGAAUAGGCUUGAGUCCUCUUUCAUACUUAUAUUUAUAACCCUUCCUGUCAGUAUUGAAUACAUAUUGAAUAAAUAUUCCAAGAUUUAUUCUACAACUUUUUUUACAAAGCGUGUACCUUCUUACGCUGAAAGCUUGAAAGUAUUGUAACUUCAGUGGUUGGAAUUCAGCAUAUGUACUGUACAUGAUGAAUGAGGUUUAGUCGUGCAAGAGGACUUCCUCCCCCUGUGUUUCUGAUACAUCUUCAACUUCUACACAGGAAACUAAUUCAGACUCCAGAAAAAUAGCAUCUGUGCAGAAUUACUCAACACACUUCACAAAGCUUAGAAUCUUUGAAUUAUAGAGUUGCAAGGUACCAAAAGGGUCAUCUAGUCCAACCCCCUGCAAUGAAAGAAUCUUUUGCCUUAUGUGGGGCUCGAACUCAUAACCCUGAGAUUAAGAGUCUCAUGCUCUACCAACUGAGCUAUCCUGUUUUUAAUCGAGGAGUAAUUUGCACUGAUAUUUUCUGCUCUUAAUAUAGUUUGCAUCUGUCAUUUGUUUCUUUUAAAAAGACAAGAUAGUAUUAUUUAGUAAGGCCAAGUGGGUUGAGCAAGUCCUGUGCUUACCUUAUGCUGGAUCGAGAUAUAUCACAGAAUUAUAGAGCUGGAAGGGACCACAAGGGUCGUCUAGUCCAACCCCCUGCAAUGCGGGAAUCUUUUUUGCCCAGCAUGGGGCUCGAACCCAUGACCCUGAAAUUUAAGAGUCUCAUGCUCUACCAACUGAGCUGUCCUUCUCACAUGCUGCUGCUGUGCUGGCAGAGUGGCUGUCAUAUCCAAUACAGGUCAAGCAUAUGUGAAUAGGGCAUAUUCAGUAGAAUGGUGGGCUCUCCCUGUAUAUUUUGCCUGCAGCAGCCAAGAGACCAUCUACUUGGGACACUCAUUCACCUUAUUCAGGUGAUGCCUUGCAGCUGCUGCUGCUGCUACUGCUAAUGGCUUUUCUCUCAGAGGGGUAAGAAGUAUCUAACAGAUGGCCUUAAUGGAAAACUUGUACUACCAGAACAUACAAAUGCAAUGAAAUGCAAAUGCACUACCAGAACAUAUAAAUGCAAUGCAAAAAAAGCAAUACCCGCCUGCAUAAUCUUUUGAAAUACAGCCCAUUGGUGGGUACAGCCCACCAAUCAGAGACACUUCUAACAGCCGACGAAAUCACCAUGAUGAGCACACACUUCUGCACCAUCAUACACGCAACAGCCAAGAUUACACCAGAACACCCCCUCCUCAUCAGCCUCAGUGAUACCACCAGCGGUUAGCCCACUAUUGCCAGUAUCCAGACAUCCUUAGAUUGCCAUAAGGAGUCCAGUUCCUUAAAGCUUUUCAUAAGCACAUACACAAAGGAAUGGAAGGAAGAUACACACAACACUUGCAUAUAUCUCUGGGCAGGCGGCUUCUGCAGAGCAAAUACUGCAUUCUUGUAGUGGGUCCAGGAUCUACAAUGAAGGAAGGAUCCUUUUACGAAGCAGCCAAGGGGAUGGGCCAGGAUAUGACAGGAAGGAUACAUACACAGUGACAGCCUUCAGUGACAUUGUAGGAGUUAAAGUCCUAUGAAGGAGAAGGGGAUGGGACAAAAUGGCCCUACUCACCUUUUGCAUGCAUGGAAAAGCUUAGUCAUUUACAGUGGACCUUCUGGAUACAAAUUUAAUUCAUUCCGGGGUUCUGUGCACACCCCGAAAAAUAUCCAGAGGCGCCGCUUCUGCCCAUGCGUGUGAUAGAGCGCUUCUGUGCAUCAGAAUGAUUUCCAAUGCAAACUGAAGAAUUAACCUAAUUUGCUUAGGAGAACCCACAUCGUUGCUUCCUCCACUAUCUCUUGAGAUAUUGGAAUAAUGAAAGUUUUCCUAUCUGGGGUAGUUGUAGGAGUUACUGGGAUCAUGUACAUGAAGCACUCAAAAUUUGCUGUAUAAAAUCAUAUUUUUUUUUAAAAAAACAUUGUUAUUGGUCUUCUUGCCAAAUUGAAUUUAUUUUUAGCCUUGCACAUCUUUGGGUAGUUCUCAGAUCUUCUACUUCAGCUUCUUAUUAGACUUCUGUGUAACAUACCAAUAUGUUUCUUCUUGUUUAAUUUAGAAUCAUUUUGCGUUUGAAAUCUUUUGCAGUUUGUGGAAUUAUUUUGGCCCUUUUUGUUGUAAGUGUGCCAUGCUGUUUACAGUCUCCAUGCAGCUUGCAGGCACUUCUAACUGCUGAUGACGCAUUGUGCAAAAGAUUCCUGCAUUCCAGGGGGUUGGACUAGAUGACCCUCGUAGUCUCUUCCAACUCUACAAUUCUGUGGUUCAAUGAUUCUAUGAAUAGCAAUGCACUACCAGCCCUCAUUUGAUUUUGUUUUUAUUCAGAUGCUGCACUGGAUUUUAUAGUUGUGUUGUCCAGCGACACAAUGUUGAAUUUGACCACUGUUGUGCUUAAUUAUGGUCAAUGCUACAUUCCUUUAUUCAGUUAACAGACACACAGAAUCAUUGGGUUGGAAGGGGACAAAAGGCCUCUGCACAGUCUUGUUUGGUAUCAUUUUCUUUGAUUAAAACUGAGACAAACAAGACAAAUGCUCUUUAAUCUCCUUUCCAUCCUUUAGGUACAGUGGCUCCACAUGAUUUCUGUUCUUUUUAUAUAUGAAAUUGCAAAGUCUCUUGCUAGCUUCAAGGGAUUCUUUUAUAUUCUACGCAAGGGUGAAUUUUACUUUGCCUUUAGCUCUUCUUUCUACUUACAACUCCUAGUAUAGGCUUCUUAUAUCACGCUGGUCCAGAGCAGACUUUACAUUGAUAGAAAGUUCACCCAUAGUUGCAUACAUACAUCAUUUUAUUUAUAUGCCGCCUUCCAUAGUUAAAACCAGUUCAAGGCAGCUUACAACAUAAAAAUUAUAUAAUUGCAAACAUAGCAAAAGUAGUUGUAAACAAGAAAUAAAAUAUCAAAAAGUACACAACCAAAUUAAACAAUUUCCAUAUAAAUCGUGAUAGGAUCUAAAAUAAAGGUACAAAAAAUUAAUAUUAGUAGCAGCAGCAACCCCCCCCCCCCAAAGAAAACCACCUAAACCAGGGGUCAGCAAACUUUUUCAGCAGGGGGCUGGUCCACUGUCUCUCAGACCUUGUGGGGAGCCGGACUACAUUUUGGGGGGGGGGGGAGAGAAUGAACGAAUUCCUAUGCCCCACAAAUAACCCAGAGAUGCAUUUUAAAUAAAAGGACACAUUCUACUCUUGUAAAAACGCUGAUUCCCGGACUGUCCACGGGCCGGAUUAAGAAGGCGAUUGGGCCCCUGGGCCUUAGGUUGCCUACCCAUGACCUAAACGGUACCCCAGUCUAAGUGUCUGUUCAGAAGCAUUAGCCUUUGUAGCUGGAGUCAUUGGCCUUGUCCUUCCAGGGCAGGUGGGAAACGGCCUGCAAGGCAGGGAGCUGGUAUUCCAGGACUCACAGCCAAGAUGGUCUGAUAGUUAUGAGAUCAUUAGUGGGACAUGAGGUUGCCUGUCCUCUAUCUCCGCUUAUUCCCCACCAACAUACUACAGUGGUGCAGAUAUUUACUAUUGUUAAGGUUAAUUAGAGUUCCCUCUUGUCAAGAUGUCAGGAUGUUAGACACCUACUGAUGAACAUUAGCCACGGAAAUAUCAAAUCUGGAUUGAAGAGCAUAGCCUCUUCUGCAUCCUGCUUCAUUUUGAACAUUUUGUUCCUAUUCAUAUUUUUAUUUAUUAUUUGACUAAUAAUAUAGCUUCUUACCUGAUAUUUCCUCCCUCUCAAAAUACAGCUCUUCAGCAGUUCAGAAUUGUCACGUUUGGACCAGUUGUCUUGCGUGUCAGGAACUGCAGUUCUUGAGUGACAGUGAUGUACUGGCCUGGGCGUUAGGCUUGCACCUGAAAGAUCUUGGUCAAGUCCCUAGUGAGCCACAAAGCAUACUGAUGACUUUGGCCAAGUCACUGUGUGUCAGUUGAUUCUAUCCUAGUGGGUUGUUAGGGUAGGGUCCCCUCUCCUUACUCCCCCUGUCUUGAGCUCUUUGGCAGAAAGAUAGGAUAAAACUUUAAUUCUGAAGAACAGAAUUAAAUUGACAGAGCCACAGUUUUUGAACAUCUUGUUGUCUGAGAUCUCCUAUACAUUGUAGAUGUGAAGAAGUAUAAUUAUUUGUUAAAACUUACUCAUUUUUCUAAACCUGUCAAUUUGGUAGUUUAUGAUCGAGUAAAUGGUGUCCAAACCUGUUUUUAAAAUGUCUGAUUUCAAGAGAGGAUGGAGGUAUAUGGCAGAAGGGGUUUUUCUUUGAAAACAGAUGAAAGAAAAUUCUAAGUGCAGGAACAGCUUAUAACUUACAAAAUCCACUCACUUUGCAGGCUCCUGGGCUAGACUGCUCUGUACUAUUUUGGAGAUUACAAAAUCUGGAUAGAGAGGAUUUCAGGCAUUCCCUAGGAGACUUGGUACAAAAAGUUUGAUGGCCCACUCUGUGUACUAAUAUGAAAAUACAGUGGCUUGUGUGGUUUAUGAUUAUGGGAGCUGGUGAGAAUACAAUGAGUGUGUUUACAAACAGUGUGUGGGUGGUGUAAUGCAGUGCUCGACGAUUCGUAAGUCUAAAUGCAGGAUGAAUAGGAAUGGGUGUUUUGUCUUUAGGAAAUGAGACUUGUGAUCUGGUGCAAAGUAUUCAUAGGCAUCAAUUUUUGAAAAAGGUGUCAUGUAGUCUCUUGAAUUUAUUCCAAUACAUUAAAUUGACGAGGAGUUCAAACUAUUUGAGGAAAAGGUACUAAAUAAAGUAAAACAAGGAAGCAUAUGGCCUGUGUGCUGGAGCUGGCCCACCCGUCUCCACAGCUUUAUCUCCAAUUCCUGGCGUGAUCUUUUAAGGGCAGCAUGCUUUAUUGGUUCAUCUCAGGAGAUAGCAGAGGUGGGAGAUAAAGCCCCUGCCUGCUCUUUAAGUGUAAUGGGCAGCAUUUUCACUCACUCCAGCACUAGAAAAAUUAACUAAUAAACUGAAACUGACACGGGGACAAACAGAAGAAGACGCCUUCACCCCGGUAUGGCUCCCAUUUAUCACAUACACAGCCCAACAGGACAAUGACAAUAAUCCACCAACAGCAUACAAAUCAAUAUGGCUAACCUGAUCCAAAACACCCACCCACCCCACUCACACACGAAAACAAAGAUCACCACAGCCAAUCACAAGCAAACAAUCACACCCUAGGCCAACCCCAACCUCUCUCACCACCAAAGGAACACAAGUGAACAACACAAGCAACGCUGACACCAAACUCUACAUACAUUAAACAUAAUAGAAACACCGCCACCUGACCCCACCCCCAUCCAUCUUCCCUCUCUCCACCCCCCCUUAACUUUUUCCUUUAUUUUUUCUACUCCCCCUAAUGCCUCAACAAAUGAAACGGAUUUGUAAAAAUGUUACAUGAAAAAAAAAAAAUACGAGGCACUACACUUCCGUAAAACAAGAAAAUCCUUAAUAAAAUAUUUAAAAAAAGAAAAAGAAAAAAAAAGAAAUGCUGCCUUUUAGUUUUCAGCUCCUUUAGCUGAGGUUCAGGAAAAGCAAAACUAAAUGCUGCUGAAAUGGUCUUCACAGUUGCAUGGGAGGAGUCAAGGGAGAGGGGAAGUGUGGGAGCUUGAUACUUGCUUAGUCUUGUUCCAGCUAAGCAUAAGUGACAUGCAUGUGUGAUUUAUCAAUAUAAAGAAAAGAAGGAAAAAGAUGACUGUGAUCAAGUCAUUACCUGAAAACCAGUAAAUUUCUUUCAAUACUUUUAUUUAAAGAAUUGGAAUUGAAAACUAUUUUUAUUGUAGAUCUGAAGUUAAGCUUUCCCCAUAAUUGUAUUUUCAUGCUAGAAAAGGCUUAGCCUGUUGAAUUUCUGCAUGCCAUAUUAAAAGCACAAGAAUCCUGUGUCUCUCCCGCCCCCCCCAUGUCAAUCAUAAACCGAAGUCUAGGUGAACCUUUUAGAGACCGAGUGCCCAAACUUCAACCCCAAACUCACUUAUUUAUCUCAAAGUGCCAACACGGCAAUUUAACCUGAAUACCGAGGUUUUAGUGUAGAAAAAACAAUUCAUACAUUAACAUCUUUUGUCUUAAAAGGAAAACACAAUAACAGAGCUUUCAAUGAUACGAACAACUUUUUUUUAAAGGUAAAAGUUUGCAUUUGGCAUGCUUCUGAACAAUUAAUGUGAUUUUUGCUGUUGUAUGCAUGCCGAUAAUUUGUCUAACCUUGCUGAACUCAAGGCAGCUUACUCCCAAGUAGAAACAACAGACUGGCCGGAGGCCCUGGCGCUUCAGAAGUCGACACCUGCUCAGCUGCUCACCAGGGUUACCACUCGAGAGCAGAACAGGAAGGCGGGUCGGGCACAACCAAGCUUGAUGGCGGAGAGGCAGAGCCAGCCCAGAGGCGGCCGUCAGGUUUGGUUGUGGUGGCAGAUGGGCUUGAUUGGUGACUUGAGUAGCGGUGGCACAGGCUUUGGAUGGAGCAGCAGUUUCCCAGCAUGAGCCCUUCUCCCCACACCUCACCCCCGGUGCAGCCCCGAGGGUGAAAAUGGUGCCCUAGCAGUGCUGGGACCAUGCUGGAAGCGGCCAGGAGCCUCCUGCAGUGCUGGAGUGCCAGUUUCACCCUCCUAGCUAUGGCCCUGCUGGGGUGACGGUGCGUGUGCCCACAGAGAGGGCUCUGAAUGCCCCCUCUGGCGCAUGUACCAUAGGUUCGCCACCACUGGCCUAGGCUGUCAAAUAUUGUUGGAUUACAGUAGCUCUCAUAAGCCUUAACCAUUGACCAGCUCUUACGAGCUCCCUGGUGUCCAAACAACUCACAUAUGAAACACAGCUCUGACUCCAGUCAUUGGCCAAAAGCACUGUUAAUAAAAACACUCAGAGGUCCUCUUAAUGUUAGGUAAAUUUUAAAUUGAAAUACAGUCGAACCUCCGUUUACAUAACCCUCUGGUUACGUAAACAUUGGGAUGCGUGCACGGAAAACCAGAAAGUAUUUUACCAGGUUUCGCCACGUGUGCAUGUGCAGAAGUGGUCCUCAGGUUGCGGAAACUUCGGAAUCCACCUGGACCUCCGGAAUGGAUCCCGUCUGCAACCGGAGGUACCACUGUAUUAACCUAUUCUAGUAUUUUUCCCCCCAGAGGAGUAACCUCUUUGUAGCAGAAAGAACACUUUGUAGCACCUUAAAGACUAACAAAUUUAAGUAACUAAAUUUGGCACUGUUUAUAUACUUUAGAAGCAAGAUGUAUAUAUUUUGUAAUGACACAGAUUAAAUAUUUGUUUUGCAACUAUGGUUUCUAAGAGCAUUUAGUAUGUGCAUGAUACAGUUAAUUGUAUUGAAGCUGCAUUUCUUAGUGAUGGCAAAUUUAAAAUCUGGCGGCAGAGUCCUAAUCACGCUUCUCAUGUCAGCUGGUCUGUAGUGACAUUUUUUAUUUCCAGAGUGCUCCUGUUCCAUUUUCUGGUUGCUUUGUAUUCUGUGAUCUGUUCAAGCUUUUUAUGAAAGGAAGAUUGCAUACAAGAGAUCUCCUUCCUGUCUAUGGUCCAUAGCCAAUGGUAGUGAAGAACCCCAUUAUUGUAGUAUUAUUGCUGCUACUACGGCAUCCAUGUACAAGAUGUUUUACACAGAAUGAGACGACAGGCCCAUUUCCCAAGGGGCUUACAUUCUAGAACAGUGUUCGAAACUCCCAUUGUUCUAGACACGUUUUGUGACAGGGAAUUUCAUUAAUGCAAGCAGUUUCUGAGCUCUGGAAGCAGUACUGGGCCUAAGAUUUCAGUUUAAAACUGCCACUGCUGGAACGAAAGGAGAAGCUUUUCUGCCUAUCCACUUCCAGCCACUGUAGGAGGACUGGAGAAGGGACCCUCAUGAGAAUAUUAUGGGGGUGGGCAGGGGAAGUAGGGUUUUGUUUUUUGCAGUCUUCAGAUGAGGACUAGACCAUGUGAAAAAUGAAUAUAAGAUUUUUCCUGCAGUUCAUUCAUUUUCAGCUUUAUAUUAUUAUUGUUUUUAAAAAGCGCGCCUAGUCAUUCCGUUGUGGCACCUAUAAUUUAGUUUUAAGGUGCCAUUUCGCUCCUAGCUUUCAUAUCUCAGUUUCUAACGCUGCUCUAAAAAUGGACGUGAGGGAGACAACAGAGGAAGGAGAGGGAAGCUUAUGUGGAAUAAUUAAGUGGCUUUAGGUGUCCCUGGUCUCAAGAAUGCAUUCUAGUCUAAUGGUUUCAGUUCCCUGGUUUCCCUUCCUAUUGUGAAGGUGGGAAAUUGCCUGAAGACAGGUACAAACAGGCAAGCUGUUCUUCAAGAGGGGGGCGUUAUCAAAUCAUAGGACUGAGCAGAAUGAGGAAGAGAGCCAGAUUGAUAGAUGUCCAGUGGGAAUUGGGGACCAAUUUUCAAGUGUUGGUAAAUGAAAUCAGACUUUUAAAAAACAUCAUAAAAGUAUUCCCCACAUUGUUUUACCGUUAUUUGAAGUUAAAGACAAUCAUAACUAUUAGGGAAAUUUUCAUAUCUUUGAGAUGCAUUUGUAUUCAGUAAAUGUUUUGAGAUCAUGCAGGGCAGAUGCAAACUGAAAAAGUACUGCAGUUGUUUGUUAUGGCGUGUUUCUGUCAUUUUACUAAUUCAAGAGUGUAUGCACUCCAUUAAUUGGGCGACCUGAGGGUAUAAUAGUUUUCUGUCUGUCUGUCUGUCUGUCUAAUUCAGUUUGGAAAUAGUUUUCCAGUGUAGGCCAGUUUUUGUGCAGAAUUGUGCAUCUUAAUUGAAGUCCUAAAAGGGGUAAAGCACCUUGUCUACUUUGUUAGCCUCAGUAAACAAUAACCACCCAUCAAAAUAGGACAGUGGUAGUAUCAGUGGUAUCCAAUGGUAGUAUCCUGGUUGUUGUGGAUGCAAGCAGUUUUAUUCUCCCAAUUUCAAACUUGUGCUACCAAAAGCUCCUUCACCAGCCCCACCUAGGCAGACUGCAAAAGACAGAACCAUCCAGAAAAGGUCUGUUGAACAGCACUUUGUAGAUGUUGGGGUGGGGAAGAAAUCUUUAUUUGCCAUAAUCUCUGCCACAAGAGGAAGGUGGCAUAAUGAGCUGUGUUUGAUCAGAAUUGCUGUGAUUUUUUUGCCACUUGGGUUCUAGCACCCUGAAGCUCUGAUGUAUACCAAAGAUUGGAGCAGACUCUCUGAAGCUGGAGAGGGAGCUGGAGAAGAGUCGCAUCAGCCACCUGGUGUUGUGUCUCCAUUCUGCAGAGUAGCCAGUGAUUUGACAGGACUGUUAGCCAUGCCAGCUGGAAAGCCCCUUAGGGUCCCCAGUAAUGGAGAGUCUAUUAGUCUCCCUGUGUGUGUAUCAUUCUAAUAAGGCCACCAUCCUUGCAUGGAGGAGAAGCCACCAAUAAUCUAAACCUUGACAGGAAGUAAUCUUGACAAUGACAAGGUGUUUGCUAAUAAAUCCCUCACCCUCAGAUUGCUGUUCUCCUGCUCAGUUGAGAAAAUUGAGUAUGUCUUGCCAUAUGUUGGUACAUGCCUUUGAUUGUCAUGGUUGCAAAAUGGAAACAAAGCAAUAUUCCCCUCCUUUACUUUGCUGUAAAUGGUCUUAUGUACAUAAGAGUAUAUUGGAAGUCUCACUGAAGUUAAUAUCCCUUGUGGAAAUAUGUGUCACUGGCUCUUCUAGAAUGUGGUUUGCAAUAUGUAUCUGAGUGCACAUCUAGUUCAGAGAAGUGCAGUGCAUUGAAAUUACAUCUGCUUUUGGAUGUGUGUUUGAUUUAAGCUCUCAGGUGUGUAUAUAAAUGCUAAUAUGUAGAUAAUUUUCAUUUGCAUGGACAUUCCAACACAGCUAGUCAUACAUAGCCAUGACUAGAGUUAGAAUAAGGUAAUUGUGUAUUGUGGUUUUCUCAUUCCACAACUUUGUGCAUUCUAGAUGCUACAGUUUCCAUAAGCCUGAUCCAUCACAGCUGUAGCUGCUAUAGUUAAUAAUUGUUGUUGUUAUUAUUUCAUUUAUAUCAAACCUUUUCCACCAAGGAACAUUUUCUCCAGGUUUCUCCCCCUCCUCUGUUAAUCCUCACACAACCCAGGUGAGGUAGGCUAGGUUGAAAGGCAGUGACUGGCCCAUGGUCACUCAGUGAGCUUUAUGGCCAAGUGGGAUUUGAACCCUGGUCUCACAGGUCUGACAUUCUAACCUCUCUCUACACCACACUCAUAGUUAGUGUUUUCAUCAGUUGGGGUAACUAAUACUACAGUGUUGGCCAGUUUUCCCUGUUGUACUUUUUGUGUCUACAGUGGGAUCUCGGGUUAAGAACUUAAUUCUUUCCGGAGGUCCGUUCUUAACCUGAAGCACCACUUUAGCUAAUGGGACCUCAUGCUGCCGCUGCACGAUUUCUGUUCUCAUCCUGAAGUAAAGUUAUUAACCCGAGGUAAUAUUUCUGGGUUAGCGGAGUCUGUAACCUGAAGCAUAUGUAACCCGAGGUACCACUGUACUUUGAAUGGAAGACUAGGUUGCCAUUUAGAAGUCUUUCUAGAAAUACAGUACCCUUAAAUUGAACGUCGUCAUAGUUCAAAUGAACAUAAAAUCUUGGUGCAUGAUACCAUGAUCAUGGGCAAAUCAAGCAGACUUCCAUGGGAGAAAUAUUUUUGUUCAGUCUUAUUCAUAGGUAAGGAUUUUAAGGUGAAGUCCUAUAUCUUCAUUGAUUUUUUAAAAAAUAUAGUCUAGUUCAACUAGUAAAUUACAUGUCCAGUGAAAUCCUGUGCAUAUUUGGAAUGAGCCCCAUUGUUGCUCCUCAAUAAGUGUUCAUAGUACUGCAGCCUGCAUGUUAAAAUGUCCAACAGGAAAGCUCUUUUUGCUUUUGUACCAGCUGAACUAUAAGAAAUUGGGUCAGAAACCAGUAAGAGAUGGUCGCUUCUAAGGUAUUUGUCUGAGGAUAAAGCUGAUAAUUGCUCUUGAUUAUAUUGUUUCCUUGUCUUCAGCAUUGGAAAGUAGUUUUAAUGAGUGAGGUUGCACAGCUAUAGACAGGAAGCCCAACCAAAAUUAGUUGGACUUAACUUCUGAAUAAACAUGCUUGGGAACUUGCUGCAUAUAUGACUUCAGCAUAUAAAAUGUGUCAGAAUUGUGAGAAAAUUGAACUAUUUCCACCACAUUAUAUUCAUUGGAGCCUGUUCAGAAUCGUAGCUUGUUUGUAUUUCUCCUCUGCUACUCAUAUCUGUGUGUUUGUUUUUUGCCAGAACUAUUUUAUUUGCCCUUCCUGUUUUUACCUUGCAACUUCUCUGUUUUUCUUCAUGGCAGCAAAGUGUUAGGUCCCUACUCAAUACAAAUCAGCCUGUUGUUUCUGCACUAGGACUUCCCCUCAUCCCUAGUUAGAACAACUGAAAUCUGUUUUGUAGUGUUUUUCUGGCACACCAGCAAGCCUUUCAGUCCAUGGAUAUUGUUCAGUGAUACGCCUUCUUGAAUUAAUUAUAGGAAUGAACAUUUCAAGACAUUAUAUUGGGUGCUUGUGAAGGAGGCUGUGGAGUCUCACAUAAACAGACUCUUUGAAUUCAUAUUUUUAUUGAUAACUUUAAUAAUCAAUAAACAUACAUUCAGGAAUCCUACCUACAGAAAACUACAUUUAUAAAAUAUGUAAUAUGGUUUUUCCAUCACAUAGCAACAACAACAACACCCCCAUAAGGGUAUAAAUAUUUUUUGCCCCAUAAGCCACCUCUCAAUGCUUGGUAAACAUUGAAAUGAUUUCAGAUAUAGUGGAUCGAAAUGUCCUUUGUUCCUAAUGCAAUAUUAAUCUUAUUAAGCCAACAAUGAACUGAGAACAAUUCAUUAGUUUUUCAUUACUCUGCUAUUAACAUUAUUGCUGCUACUAAAAAAAUUGCAACUAAUUUUUAGUCCUUGUACCAAUAUAAUUUAAAAUUUUCUAAGAUCAAUUUUGAGCACAGCAGAAGGCAGAGAAGCCACAUUAUAAUAACAUGAGUAUGUAGUUAAGGAGUAAAGUUAAUCUGUAAGGCCUAAAGUAUAAUGUCAGCUCCUAUACAAGUUGAAAUUAUACUUAAUACUAAAGAUACAUUUAGUGUGGAAGUCCAAUGAUCUCACUAAUAAAAGCUAAGGAGAAAUUAGGACUUUGGGUGAAUUUAAAAUGAAGACAAAACCAAACUUACAAUGUUUUAACAUAAUGAGUAACAGAGCGGAAGUAUUUAGUAUAUUUGGAACAAUACAGAACUGUAAAUCUGUACAUUUAGAAUCUGUCCCCCACCUACCCACAGGCAUAAAUGAUGUAAGAUCCAAGUUUCUUUUCAGUUUUAACUAGAUUUUGAAGUAUGGGGUUCUUGGAGACUUCUUUGUUUUGUGGAAAUAGGUGUGAUAAAAGAUGCAUACUAUUCCCAGUUUGUUUUAUAUUAGGCUGCCAGUGUCUGCAGCUAUAACCUCUUUCCCCAUGUUACAGAGAAUGUUGGAAUCUUUCUUUGGAUAAAAUAAUUACUAAAGUAUACAAAUUAAUAUGAUUCAAAACUUAAACAGGGUAACUUUGCUUUUCUAAAAGCAUUAUUUUAUUAUUGUGCAGCUCAGCUUGAUGUCAGAAUGCUUAAAGGAUGGUGAUAAAUCUUGUUACUUCCUAAUUGUGCAGGAGGGUGUCUCCUUUAUCAUUAAAAUACUGUACAUUCUGUGGGCUCUGGCUAGUCAAAGGAAAUGAAGUGAUUACAAAAAUAUUGUGGUAAGCAUCAGCACUUAGUUUUUUUAUGCUUAACUGUAAACUUAUUCCAAACUAUUUAAAAAAUUUAGCUAAAUUGCACCCUACACCAGUGUUUCCCAACCAGGGGCCAUGUGACCCCCUGGGGGCCCCCUGGAUAUUCCAAGGGGGCCACAGGUGAAAAUCGCGUAAAUGGGGGCCACAGCAUGAGGUUAGGGGAUCGCCGAGGGAGGUAAAAAGUGAAGGGGGGGGGAGAAUCAUUUCUUUUAAAAAAAUCCUGAUUGACUGGCAAGCCGCUUGGUCAAUCACAAGUGGGUAACCCACCAAGGCUUAAUGCUCCUUUUUGCCACAUGAGUUUUCUUAGAGCAGUCCUGGUUUGUUUCUGGUGGGAGAGAGUGAUUGCUGAGCCUCCCAUUUUGACCAGUAGAAUCUGCAAUCCAGAACCCCCAGGUCAGGUACGUGUGGUGGUGGGAUGGCAGUUGAUAGGGCUGGGCGAGCUGGAGCUGCUUGUUGCUGCCACCAGUGCUAGGCCUGACUCUGCAAGGUGCAAUCCACCCCAGUGCCUGGCAGAUCAGGGCUUUCAGAUGUUGCCAAGGGACACGGCUCGUUGGCAGCUUUGGCCCGGCUCUUCAAGGCACAGGGUGAAAUCCACCCCAUUCAGUGCCUUGCUGAAUGGGGUCGUCUGGUGCUGAUGACUUGCAUCUAGUAAAUACCUAAGUGUCUACUCAGAAGAAAGCCUCACUGAGUUCAGUGGGCCUUACUCCCAGGUAAGGGUGUGUGGGGCUAUAGGGUUUUAUCUAGGCAGCCAGGACUCCUCGGGAUGACAAGAUUUUUUUGCACUAGGUCAGUGAGGGCCACUUGCUUUUUAAAAUUUUCCCAUAUAUACAGAACUCCCUGUGUGCCUUUUGGAUUGUAUCUGUAGGUUUCCCCCUCUGUGUCAAAUAACUGUGCUCAAAUAAAUGUUGUUUACUUUUUAUAAUACAUGGAAGAUGGAUCUCCUUUGGGAGGUUCUGAACUCUCCUUUCUUGGAGGUUUCUAAGUGGAGGUUGGAUGGCCAUCUGUCAUGGAUACUUUAGCAGAGUUUCUUACAUUGCAGGAGGUUGAACUAGAAAGAUGAUUCCAUGUUUUUCUGCUUUAACUAUUUCAUUAUGUUCCUAUCAUUUUAUGUAAUUGUAUUUUGUAUAAAUUAUAAAAAUAUAAAUAAAUUACAAUGUAUAAAUUAUAAAAAAAUAUAAAUAAAACAUGUUCUAUUUACAAACAAAACAUUUAAAUAGGUAUAAACCUUUCUACCGGUAGGACGGGAGGGGACAUGGGUGUAGCCAGAAUUUUUGUUAGGGGGGCAGGUUUAUGUUGGGGGGCAGAACCUAACCUCAGAUUUGUAUUGAUUUGUAUUGCUUUUUACUUAUGGGGGGCAGUUGCCCCCCUUGGCUACACCCAUGGAGGGCCACAGGAAGGAAGCAAGGUUGGCAGGGGGCCACAGUCGGAAAAAAUCACCAUUCUGAAUUCAAAAGUCCUGAAAACUGCAAAAUGAUAGCUGUUGGCAAUGAUGAGAACAUGGAUGUAUUUCCUGUACCUUGAACUUGUCAUCAUGGGUUUAUUUUUGAGACGUGCAGAUGUUUUUGUUUAUUUUUAUAUUGUAUUCUGAAAACUGCCAUGAACAAAUGUGGAAUUCCAAGAUGUGGUCUUAUUACUGUACAUAAAGGCACAUCCAAAUCAAGCAUUUUUCUUAUUAGGACUGAAGAACGUAUUUUUUCUCCCUUUAUUGCUUAUUCAUCUUCUGGAAGUUGAAGGGGGGAGGGACCGUUGCAUAUCCUGUUGGCUUAAUUAAUGCAGUGUCAUGUGAUGCUUGUGAGUCAGUGUGAAAUGAAUUUCCCUAUAACUAGGGUUGCCACAUUUCAAAAAGUGAAAACCAGGACAGCUCAAAAAAAUUGUUGAGUUUUUUAAAAAAAAUUGUUGAGAUUAUACAUUUGGGUGCAAUUACGAGCGCUGAUUACAUAAUUUUUAGUUAAUGAAUGUAUUUUAACUAAUUGACUUAAAUUAAUAUUGCCAAAAUAUCAUUUAUAGGUAUUUUAAUAGAUACUGUAAUAAGUUUAACAUACAAAUUUAUUAACCCCAAACUACCAUGUAGUAUUAAAAAUCACAUUUGCUUCUAAAAAUAGUUUUUCAAUCUCUACUGUAGUAGCAUAUUGGAACCAUAGUUGUCUCAACCAGUAAAGGAGUGUAGCCUUCACUCUCAGCCACAUCUAUUACAAUUUGACUACCAUUGUUUAAUUAGGAGAAAUUCUCAAAUUGUGGUCUGCAAGCUUUGUUCGUUUGGUCACAGAAAGGUUGGAGAAGAGUGAAGAAUAUUUGACCUUGGCCCUGUGCUUGAUUAAUUUUUUUCUGAUGGUGGAGAUUGAGGCUGUUUUGACCUGUGCCAGCUUAUUGAACUAGAUAACAAGGCCCUGGUGUGGGACCCAUGACCUUCAUAGUAUGUUGCUGGUGAUUACUGAUUUCUCCCUAAACACCUGCCAGUUAAGGUACUCAUCUUAGCAGUCUAGCCUGGUUCAUUACAAGAUUCACAAAGAACCUCAGCAAUUUUCAAGUGGCCUAUGGAAAAUACAGCGAAAAAAGUGAGAAUGAUUGGUCAAAUGACACUUUAGCUCAAUCUGCCAAUUUAAAAUUGAUCCCUCAAACCAAAGAGGAUUUGCACCUUCAUGGACUGGUGUAGUUUGGCUACUGGAGUCUCUUGAACUUCCUUGCAACAAGUGAUCAGGUUCUUGAACCUACACUGAUGUGUAAGUGGUGUAAACUGGGCCAUUCCCACUUUAUGAAUUGUAAAUCAGUGUUAGAAACUCUGAUACAGUCGCCAAAUGACACCUUAAACCUGAGUUACAGUCGCCACAAUGGAAUAUCUAGGCGCCACCCCCACCCCCCACCCCGUUGUAAUGCUGAAAAUAAAUUGUGUAUAUCAUCAGUACAAUAAAAUCCAAAAAGCAUAAUGUGGUGUUUUUCCACACUUUUGCUGCUGUUUUGAUUCCCUUGGGUUAUUUCAGGUGUCUUUUUGGCCUUUGAAAAAUGGAAGCAAUUAACCAUUCUGAAAAGAAAGCAUCAAAAGGAGCACUGGAAACUGCACAAGGUUCCUUCAGGACUGUCCCAAUCAACCGUCAGAGCCCAGCCUGGCCCUGCAAAAAAAUUUUUUUUGGGGGGUGCUCUUGUAAAGGAAUCCAAUUAAGUAAACACUGCUCCAGAGCAUUUAAUUACAAAAUUGAAAUACUGUGAUAUUGUAUAUUGUUGUUCUGCCAUAAACAUUAUUUACGCCUUCAUUAUAAGAAAGCUUAGAACAUUUUGUUAAAAAGCAAACCCCUUUAAGUUCACCUUAACAUUUCUAGACGAUACCAAAAGAAACAGCAGCCUUUUAAAUAUGGAUGCGGAAACGUUAGCGGCUGAAUAAUGCUGAAAACGUCUUAGGAAAGUAGUCUGUUCCAUCAUUUAAAAUUAGACUGAGCCAUUUUUAUCUUUAUCCUUCUACCCUCCAGUGGCAUAGCUUUCAGUGGUUCUGUCCUAUUUCUAUUGGCAAUCUAAAUCUGUUGGGGAAGCAAAAGUGUUUGUGGGGAUUGGGGAGACAGAAAACACCUUGGCUGAAGUUCAAGGGCGCAUGGUCAUAGAACAACGUUGGAAAUUGGGUCAGUGUUCUGGAAAGCCAAAGAGAGGUGGUUUUAUUGCUGUUAAAUGGAGUCCUUGUAUGUUGAUUGAGGCCUGCCAUUUAGUUGGAGGACUGUUGGCUGAAAGUAUGGGUGUGAUUUUUGUUAGGAAAGCUGUUCUAUUGUAUUGUCACUGAUGCACAUUCAUAUUUCACUUAUCAAUAAUUUACUAGGGCUGGCAACGUUGGGGGGGGGUGUCCUCAUUACUGUUGUUCAUCCAGGUAGUCUGAAAGACGAAAAUGCACGGUGCAUUCUUGGUACAAGCUCACUGCAUAGCAAGUUGCUAUAUUUUCUCAGCCUCAGUGCUCCCUGCCCUCCACCAAAUUGUGUGGUCUACGUUACAGUGUUGCUGUAAGCACUAUUUCGAGUACCUUGAUUUGUAAUAAGUGAUCCGUGGCAAUACUGCCCUUGUGAAGGCUGUGAGCUGGUGUCUGCCAGUUAAGUGUGAGAGUCAUUGUAGAAAUACAGAACCAGCUGCGAGGGUCUGCCGAAAAAUAGUUGUGGUUUUGAGAGAUUGGUGUGGAUUGAAGCGAGGUACUGCUCACGAUCUUUGCUCUAGAUCUGUAACUGAAAGAGAACGUUCAGUUCUCUUUGAACUUUUGCAUGGCAAUUACAGACAGGCAAUUGUGCAAUUACUAUAAAUUAGAAGCUUGAGAUUAUGAUUUUACUAGGUAUUUUAAAACAUACCUAGAAACAUUUUAAAGUUGGUUAAAUGUUAUGUGGCUCUUAACAGAUACAUAAAUAAGAUUCCUAUUCAUGCAAACUUCUAAAUAAAAAGUGGGAAGGUUAUUACACUUUGUAGUUGUGGGUUGUUGGGGUUUUUUUUGCAAAUUGUUAUCUUUAGGAUUAUGCAUACGUUGGGUUGGAUCAGGAUAUAAAGGUAAAGGUAAAGGGACCCCUGACCAUUAGGUCCAGUCGUGACCGACUCUGGGGUUGCGGCGCUCAUCUCGCUUUAGUGGCUGAGGGAGCCAGCAUACAGCUUCCGCGUCAUGUGGCCAGCAUGACCAAGCCGUUUCUGGCGAACCAGAGCAGCGCAUGGAAAUGCCAUUUACCUUCCCGCCAGAGUGGUACCUAUUGAUCUACUUGCACUUUGACGUGCUUUCGAACUGCUAGGUUGGCAGGAGCAGGGACCGAGCAACGGCAGCUCACCCCGUCGCGGGGAUUCAAACCACCGACCUUCUGAUCGGCAAGUCCUAGGUUCUGUGGUUUAACCCACAGCGCCCCCUUCCCCCACAUCCCUGGAUCAGGAUAUACUCUUGUGCAAAUAUAAAAUCAAACAGAAUAACUUAUUCUGUUUGGUGGAUGGGAUUCUGCUCCAGCAGUAGCUCCACCUUAAGGACAAAGUGGGGGAAAGUGAUUUUUGCAGAUUUGCCCCCUAGCACCAUCUCCCAUGCUCUUCUUCUAGAGCUGCUUUUCAAAGGGCUGUAGGUGAAUGAGAAAUUGGUGAAAGUCUUCUUACCCUUCCUCCAGCAGAGUGUUCCAGGAACAGCAUUAUCCUUGGAAAGUCUGCAUCCAAAUCCCUGGCUGCAGAAACAUUGCAGAAUGUGAAGAAAAUUUGUAUUGUAGAGCAAGGAGAUCUCUGGAAUGUUCAGCUGCACCUGUUGUGGGUUACUGUGUGUUUUGAAAGGGAAGAUGAAUGAUUUUUCUGUGUUUUAUCUGACAAAUGUUGGCAGAAGAAUAACUUGUUGCUACUUGGGUAACAAGGACUAUUAGAGAGGUUGUGUGGUUGUGUCAGAUGAAAGAUGUGGAGUUGAAAAUUUCCUUCUACCAUAUUCUUCUGUUGAAAAGUUUCUCCUUUUAGAAACUCAUUAUUUCAUUUUGUUAUUUACCAUUCUUCUGAAUUAACACAUUGCAAGUCAACUGAAGUGGACACAAUAGUAGUUAUAGUUAAACUCAAAGUUACCAUUAACUUUUAGGUGACUACUACUAGGAAGCACAGAUAUUUAUCUACACAGCUCUUAAAGCAUGCUACAAUUAGUAUGUUAAUGAUAUCCAGUGAUUUUCAUACUUUGAGUUCUUGUUUUCAGGGUUAAUUAAGAAGAUAUUCACUAAGCAACCCAAAUGGGUUUCUUUCACAUAAUUGCAAUAACUACACCCAAAUUUGUUGUUUGUUCGUCCAGUUUAUAGCCCACUUUUCUUUCCCAAUAGAAACUACACGAUUAACAUGAAACACUUAACAGUGGAGUUAAAUUAAUUUUAAAAGUUGUAGGUAUUACUAGGUUCACUACUUUACAUUUAAAUAUAGUAUAAUGUAUAGUUAAUAACCAUUUCUUUUUGUUUAUAGGUGUCAGCUGCGAUGCAUGUUUAAAAGGAAAUUUUCGAGGUCGCAGAUACAAGUGUUUAAUUUGCUACGAUUACGAUCUGUGUGCAUCUUGUUAUGAAAGUGGUGCAACGACGACAAGGCAUACAACUGACCAUCCAAUGCAGUGCAUACUAACAAGGGUAGAUUUUGGUAAGUGAUUCUUGCUUUUUUUGGGGGGGGUGUCACAAUACAUAUAUAGUGAUUUUUAUAUAACUUAGGAUGUUCCCCAAACUAACCUUGCUCUUUUCAGAUGGCAUAUGUAUACAUUAUUUUGUUUUGCUUUUAUUUUUCUUCAUUUAGUUUUGAUUGCAUUUAAUAUGAGCACUAUUCAGACAAGCACUUCACAGGGAAUUAAAAAAAGUUAAGCCCCUUGCUGACACUUUAUGAUUUUUAGCCUCCCAUCCAAUCGAUGUUUACUUGGGAGUUAAGCCUAACUGGACUCAGUGAGACGUCUGAGUCAACUUGCAUAGAAUUGGGUUUUGUGUAUAAGAAGAAACAGGAAGAUGGGAAGGGAUAUUCAAUUUUUUAAAAAGCACAUGAGAAUUUUCAUAAACAUGAAUCAUCAAAUACAGGUUAAUUCCUUUUUAUUGUUGCUGUUCAUCAGUGGUUUGUUUUGUUUUAUUUUGUUGAACCCGAAAUUAGAAGGAAAAAUAAGUGAAGUUAAUUCCUUAGCCUUUCAAGAGGAAGUAGUAGCGUGGCAAGUGGAAGUAGAAUGCAAAUUGUAGAUACAGAAUUCAAAGUGUAGGGAGAUGUGAGAGCGAGAGAAAACAUUUCAAAAAUGAAUUGCUCCCUUUCCCCAGAAAACUGAAGGUAUAAACCUGUGCAAUAUGGCUAUACUCAUUUUAGUGGUACAGAACUUCAAAUAUUAAAUUCCAAUAAUAUAUAUAUGAAAAGCCCACAGCAUAAUCAGAGCAGAGUAAAAGUGGCCAGCAUUCCAUCAAAAACAACCAGUUGUUCCAUUUCGGUGGUCGAAACAUGUGUUAGCUCAGCUGGUGUAUGUUUGACCACCAAAAUGGAAUUAGAUGUCUAAUUUGUAACUGUUUCUUGUUCGUUCUCUCUCUCUCUCAUUUUUUUUUGGGGGGGGGGGGAGAACUGCUGUAGCCACUGCACUACACCUUUUGGCUUUCAUACAUAACAUAUUCACUUGCUUAAACCAUGUAAUUUUGCCUUGCUAGACAUACUACAGGUUUGGGCAGCCUGCGUAGCUUCAGUGCACCUUACUCAUUUCUUGUAUCUCCUUGGGACAUAUUGCUACCUGGGUUAUAAUGGUGCUACAGGAGUGUAGCUAUAAAAUACCUUCCAGUGAUGUAAGCAGGUUCUCUUUUACUGAUUUUAUAGAUUUCUCUUACCUUGAGGUUCUAUGACUUUAUCAUUAUUGAAAAGUUAUUUUUAAUAUCUAUGAUCAAAAUUUAUUUGUCUGAAGCAUUUUAAACUCCGUUCUUCAGCCUGAGAUAAGACUUCUUUGAGGCCAAUAUUUUGUUUUGAAGUGGUAUUCAAAUGGGGGGGGGGCAUAGCUCUCCAGACAAGUACCAGAGCCUAUAUUUAGCAGAAUACUGCCUCCAGUCUAUGUGGUUGUAUGUCUUAUCAAGUACAGGUUUGUUUAGUGUGGUUUACCUGCCUCCUCUCAAGCUUGUUUGGUGGUUUGACAAAAAUAGGAGAGCUGCAGUUUCUUCAUUCACACAUUACAGUGUUUCCUCCUCAUCCACUUAUGAAUUAUGUUUGUCUCCUGUAUUCCAGUUUUGACAUAUAGCCCUUAGCUUGUCCUGUCCCUAUUCUCUGAGUGGAGUUGCAGAAAGUCCAGCCAGAAAUUUCCCUCAAUUUAUUCCCUCCCUUCUGCCUGUCCAUUCCUUAGCCAGACUUUCUGUCAAAUCUUUGGGAGAAAAGGAUCUGUGAAAGAGCUUGUGUGGUGUCAAGCAGGGAACUGGGGAGACCCAGGUGCAAGUUUCCACUGCACCAUCAAGCUCAUUGGCUACUUCACAGCUUGUUGCAAGGAUAAGAUGGGGUUGAGGGGAAAUCUAAAGGCUCAUAUGUGCUUAUUUCAAGAAAAUGGGUUCAUCCUGGAAGUGUGGUGGUUGUUGCAUGUCAGGGUUCCAGUCAUGGAAUAUCUGUAAUCACCCCCCUGCAUGGAUAGGUUGGCUUGCAUAGUAAAUCACCACAACCCGUGCCAGUACAGGGAAGUGUAUCAUUGGUAUUGUGCCUUUUAUUAUAGAAGGGUCUGCACAGGACAUAGAUUACAGAUGGUAGCUAUAUGCACAACCAGCAGAGGGUUGUGAUUGUGCCGGACUGAGCGUUGAGAAGAACUGUGCUGCUUCUGCAGCGCUGUGCAGCAGAAGCACAAGGGGAGAGAUGGCAAAGUAUGAGUUAUGAAUCAGGCCUGAGUGGAACUAACUUGCUGUUUACAGACCAGCUCAUCUCCUGCUCUGCUUUCUGGUUUGUUUGCUGUAGUGUAGAAAAGGACUUCUGGAGUUGAAAACUUCUUGCAGAAAAAGAGGAGGCCAAGUUUCACUUUGUGAAAUGUGACUAAUGUCUACUGUGGCUUAUAAUUUUUCCCGCGUUACAUUUUGUUCAGACAUGUGUCACUGGAAGACCUGAGUAUACUGGGCCUUUCCCACUAUAUUGGCAUACCAUUUUCCUUUGCAUUUCAUUUUAAAAGAUGAUUCAGGAGUGAGGAGCAGGAACAAUUCAUAAACACAAAGGGACAGGCGGCUCUUUGCAUUUCCUUCUCUUUGAUGAACCAACCCCUUUUUAAAAUUGUUUAUUUUUAAAUCAAUGGGUAUGCAUGUGUGUUGCUUUUUUUGAAAAGAGAAAAGAACAAAAGAACAAUACACAUCUUGGGUGUAUAAAAGAAAAAAAUGGCAUCAUUUAUAUAUAUAUACAUAAAUGCACAUUUAGAUUAAAAUAAUGAAAGAGUGUUAACAGAUUCUAACUAAGAAAGAAAAAUUGGGGUAAGUCAUGGGUAAGGUAAACAAAUGGGGAAAAUACUAAAACUACUUUGAGAUAAAUAAUUUGUGGGAACUAUAUUGAGCUUGGGCGAUUCUGAGAUAUGUAAUAAAAUUACAACAAAUAUCCGCAUAAUCCUCAGGCUCUGCAUUUUCCUGUAGCUUACACCGCUGAUGAGCAAUUUUUUCCAUGACUGCAGCAUGUACAACCCUUUUGAGCCAGUUAUUGAUUGUAAAAUUUGAAACCAUCUUUCCAUCCCUGGGCCCACAGCAGGGCAGGUUUCCGCUACAAGAUAAAGGACAAAUGGUUUUAAUGUUGCUGAGGAGCUGUUGCUUUAAAAUGUAGAGAGGAGGUACUGAACUUGAACUGGCUGGACUACGUUACCAAUAAUGUUGCUAAUUUCCCCCAUAACUGCAACCCAGAACUGACUCUUUGCAUUUCCUUCCCUCUGAUGAAACAACCUUUUUUAUGAUAGUAGGGUCUAGUAUAUAGAAGACCUCUAUCCCACUUUUAAAUAUGGGUUCUCAGAGCUGCUUGCGAAAGAAAAAUAAAACAAUAUGAAUAAGCAUCAAAUGAAAACAAAUAGCAUAAAAUGGAACAGGUCCAUUAAAGCCAGCAGUUAAGUGCCUCAGCAAAUUGAUUCACCUGCAGGGUUGACUGCUUCAGCCUGGAGCUCUACUGGCAAGCACCAUGCUGCUGUCAGGAGGACACCACUCCCCACCCCCCAAAACCACAAAUCACCACUGGCUUUAUCUAUGGUGUUACAGAUACAUUGUGAUGCCUGGAUUGCAGUGCGAAACUUAAAUAUUUGCCCUAUUCGGACAUGGAUUCCAGAGGUUUCUGGCUAGUGUCUGGGAUGACUGUUGCAAAUAGCUAAACCAGAACAUCAUUUACAGAAACAGCGGUAAUGGUACCAAAAGCUUUGCUCUGCAGACCAAAACUGAUUGGGAGGCUACGUGUACUCUUAAAAACUCUUCAUGCUCCUACAGAGAUUAAAAUCCUUUAUAGUGAGAAACACAUGUAUUCAGUAGAUUUUCAUUUACGAAAAUAUUGGUUGACUUCAAGGUGGCGCAGGGAGCUUGUUAGCUUAUUGCCAUGGAUAUAGUUUUCUGGGAUAUUCAUUAGAACUCACUUGAAAACCGUACUAAUGUCACUUAUGUGGCCUCAUUAAAAUCUGCGUAAGUGCUAGAGUAGAGCUAUGCAGAUCAAGCUUUCUUAAGUACUGUCCUAUUUCUGUUGGUUUCUGUGGGACCAAGUAGCAGUCUGUAUUCCUGAGUGAUGUUCUUGCUCUUCUCCAAGUUCACAUAAGCAUUUGUGAAUUUUUAUAGCUUGGUAUGUACAACAGCAUUCAAGGAUGUUUUCUGUUUUGUAUGUUUGAGGAAGAAUAGCUGUACUUGGAUCUUUUACCCACCCUUUCUUGUAUUGGAGUAACUUUCACUGUGGAGAGAGUGGGAUUAUCCGGCUUCAAGCGUUCCGUGUUGCUUUAAUGUUUGCAUUGUGCAGUCAUAACAUUUGUUCCCUGUUGAGAAGAGGGGUCAGCAAAUCAGAAUCCAACCUCAGGACCUGCAUUUUGUCCCUGCAGCCUGUCUCAUUCCUGAAGUAAACCUUUCCCCAGGACUGCAUUUAAACAGUUUGGUGGAUGUUAAUCUUGGUUUCAGAUUCUGGUUUAAGGGAAUUGUUGGUUAGUUCUAACCAGGUUUAAUAUUAGUGCUGACAGAUUCCUUCAGCAUAGUUAAGACAUGGGGAAUGGGUGGGAGUUUUUUCAGGGAGGUAGCACAUAUUUCUAGUAGAGGUUAUGUCUGUCAUUAUCGUAGAAUUGGAAGGGCUACAGGGUCAUCUACAAUGCAGGAAUCUUUUCUAACCCACAACCCUGAGAUCAAUUCUCCUGCUCUAUUGGCUGAGUCCAGUCUGCCAAGUGCACUGCUGUUGUUGCUGCUACUCAUAGUAUAUUCAUUCAAUGUGGGACUUCUGCGGGAACAAAGAAAAUGCUUCUGCUUUCAAUGGGGAAAUAACAUUUUCUUUGUAUAAACACAUGUCAAGUAAGGCUUUAUUGUCAUUCUACAGUUGUGGUGGUGGAGAGCAGCAGUUUGUGUUUCUGCUUGUAUAUUUGUUUGGGGUUGCUUGGCUUUAUGACCGCUUUCUUGUGAGUCCAGGUGUACAAACUCCUACCAGCUACAAAUGCAGCAGAGGAAAACUGGAUCUGGUGUUUGAGCUUUUCUUGUUUAAAGAACUAAUGAUGUAUAUUAUUCUGUAAGAUGCCUUAGUGGUUGUUGACACUGCUUUGUUUUCAGGUGUGAAAAUAUUGACACACUUAGCACUUCAAAGCAUAGUAUUAUUAGGAUUACUUUGUGUAGGAAAAUGCCAUUAGCCUUGUAGAUUCUUUCUCAAUUCUGAAUAAUAUUUUUUUUAAAAAAGAUUAUGUGGCUAACAAAACACAAAACGAAAAUCCUGUAUUGUGAGAGAUGAUUAAUUGUGUUUGAUUGGAUGUGCAGAACAACUUGUGUAAACACAGUAGAACUUCCCCAUCCCCAAAAUCUGCUCUGGAGAGUUGGGGGCAAACCCAAAGCAAAUUUGGGGGCUGCAGGGGGAAGAAAGAGAGGGAAAGUUGUGUUGUACUCAUGGAAGUUCCACACAUACUGUGAAUUAGUUGGAUGCAACUCUUCUUAAUUGAAUUGUACAUUAGACUGUAUGUUUGAGUUAAGUUUGGUGUGUCCUAUAUUUGUAACCAUGAUCAUUUUUUAUGAAUGGAAUUCUCACAUCUUAUUUUCCCCACAGAUUUGUACUAUGGUGGAGAAGCUUUCUCUGUAGAGCAGCCACAGUCUUUUACUUGUCCUUAUUGUGGAAAAAUGGGGUAUACGGAAACAUCUCUUCAAGAACACGUUACUUCAGAACAUGCAGAAACAUCAACAGAAGUGGUAAGCACAGUCAGCCUUGCUUCUGAAUAACACCAACAAUAACUUGAAACUUGAAAUUCUGCCUAUCGUAGGGGUUUUUUAAAAUAGAAAAUUAGUUAUAAUGUAUGAAUACUAAUUUAAUAUUAAAAGUUGCAGGAGAUCACUUACCAAUGUCUUUUCCCCCCCAUUGACAAUUUUAUUUUCAAGUUUUCUCUUCUGGCCCCGCUCCCCUGGAAAAUCCUGCCAUGGAAAAUAAUACAGACUUUACCUUGAGAAUGUACCAUAUCUGAGCAAAUGCAGUUGCCCUUUCUCCAUUCUGAAUGCAAGGCCAUGCUAUUUACACUUGGAGGAAACGUGUGACCAAAAGGCUUUAAAAGAGAAUCAAGCAAAUUCAUGGAACAGAGGGCUAUUGAGGGCUAGUAGCCAGGAUAGCUGUGGUCUCCCUCCAUAGCUGGAGGCAGCAGAGCUUUCGAAUAUCAGCUUCUGGAAACCACAGGAGGGGAGAAUGCUCUUGCGCUUCAAUCCUGGGGGCUGAUUUCCCACAGGCAUGAGUUCGGCCACUGAGAGAACAGGAUGCUGGAUUAGAUGGGCCACUGGCUUGAUACAGCAGGCUCUUCCUAUUUUCAUUGUUUAGAGUAAAAUACCCAACACUGGAAAGAAACACUUCAGCCAAAUAUCUAUCUUUAGGGUGUUCAGAGACCUUCACUCACAUUAUCCCAGUAAUCCUUACAACUAUCCUUUAAGGUAGACCAGUAUUUAUUACUAUCCAUGCGUUGCCAGAGGCAGCCCAUGAAGCUCAUUUGAGCCAGAGACUUGCUGGCUUGUAGCUCAUACUCUUAACUAUGCAAUAUGCUAGCUUUCAGAGGAUAGCAUUCAUGGGAGAAUAUUCAAAAAUACUUGGGUUGUGAUUUCUUUUGGGGGGGGGAGCAUCAGAGGAAACCUGGUUCUCUCAUUUUCUAUGCUUUGGUUACAGUAAGAUCCCUGUUCUUUUGUAAACAUCGCAAGCUUGAGCUUAGUAGGGUGCAGUUUCACUUUUACCUAGGUAAAGGUACCUAUAUAGUGUUGCCAUUGAAUCAGCAUGUUCUGAGUCCUUCAGCUUGUGGACAGUUUGGUGGUUGGAGAAUAAAACAAAUUUUGCUUCCAAGUGCAGGUUUAAAUAAGAAAUUUGGUGUGGAAAUUGCUAGUUUUCAGUUAAAGAAUGUUCAGCUGAUUCAUCAUUUUCCUUUUAAUUGAUUAUGUGUAACUAAAUAUGCACAUUAUCAAAACCUCCAUAUGCUGGCUUGAAAUACUGGACGAAGAACAUCUGUUCCAUUAUUGUCCUUAUAGCAAGGUGUUCCAAAUAUGUAACCAAGCACACCUUUCUGUAGUUGAGGUAUUUUUAUACCUUAUUGAAAAGCUCAGUUAAUACUCAGAGUUCAAGCUUUCAUUGACUAAUCUACCAAUUAAACCUUACAGCACUACUGAUCUUACAAUUCAGCCUGUAACAUAGUUAGGAUUGAUUCCACAGGGUGGCAGUAAUGUUUCAUAGAUGUGAAAUACUAUACCAGUCUGAAUGGUGAUGAUAGUGCUUAGCAAAGUGCUCCAUUCUUCCUGGUAUCCCAGGCAUUGCUCUUGAGAGUUUUCUGUGCAAUGCCGUAGGGAGGUUAGGCUUAUUCCAGAAGUAAUCGGAGGAUCCAUAAUCCUGUCUCAUUCACUUAGAAGUCUCUCUGUCUCUGCAAAUGUGGCAGGUUGUUUGCAGGCAGCUCUUAAGCUUUUCCCCCCAUGCUCCAAACUGGUGACUUAGCAAAGGCAGUUCAGGUAACAACAAAAGAGAAUACUGGAAGGGGCAAAGGUGCCUGAGCACUGCCUAACAAAAUCAGAACUUGUAUAUAGGUUUAUUUAAAAUUGUAUUCAUCAGAUUUGAUGCACCAAUAGGUGUGGCACAGAAAAGCUUUGAAGUCUUGUAUGUUUUGGUCUCCUGGACAAACUCACACAGGAUUAUCUGUCAUUUAUAAAAAUGCUUGGGUUUAAAGAGACUGAAUAAAGGGAUGGAAGAAUUAUUGGGAAGCAAAACUUUGUAUGUGUCGAUGCAUGUUCUUGCAUAGUCAGAUAAGUCUGCAUUUUGUGUUCGUUUUACUUCUCAUUAUUGAAAGCAGAAUGGCACAAGAAGACACAGCAAGCUUAAAAGUAUGGAGACAUGGCUGAAGUUGUUUCCCGUCCCUUUAGUAAAAUGAUUGAGCUAAAUCAAAUCACUCAUUUAUUGAAACACAAGUGCUGUUAAAUCGUCCCUUUGUAAUCGUCUGUUUUCUGUCAAAAGUGGUUGCUGUGUGCCAUGUUUCUAAUUAUUAUUACAAUUGUUUUAUGUAUUGCCUUCUGAACCACUGAAUCAAGGCAAUUUGCACAUAGGAUAAUUAAAAACAGUUAAAAACACAAAAAAGAACAGAUGCCUUUAAAACAGAACUAAAACUUUUAACAAAUGGACACUCGUGGUAAACACCCAUUAAUCCAUCUGGGAAAUAUAUUUGAUGUUGCAUCUUCUUUGUGGUUUUGUUUGUUUUUUGCACAAGUCCGACUUUCAGUACUUUUAUCUGGCUUGAAAAUAACCUCUUGGCUGGGGUAAUAAUUGUUUUCAGACAAGACAGCCCUGUGUUUAGUAUUGUCCUGUAAUACUAGUACAAGUGGUAGGUGAUCUGCUUUUGUCCUCAUCUCCUGGAAAGGAGAAACAGCUCCUGUGUGCUGCCUCCAGAAUGAAGAUCCUCUGCUUUCAAGGCUGCUUACUAGGCUUUCUGUUUCUCUGCCUUUCUAGAGGGGGGGCGGGGCAAGUGCAAACCUCCAGAAUGAAGCUCUCUCAUAUAGAAUUCUGUUUGGAAGGAUGUGCCCCAGUUGCCUGGACUGACCCUAUAUUUCUUUCCUUCCCUUUCUCGGUAGCAGAGUGUUAGGGACAAAAAGUAGUUCUGUUACGGAAAGAUGGCUAGAGAAUCAGUCCAAGCAAGCCCCCUCCCCUGGAGUUUGCCAGGAUAAACUAGGUGGAGCUGAUGAACUACUUCCUCUCUAGCAAGGAAGAAUAUACCAUCCUACACUCUGUCUCCAUAGCAGUGCCAUGGAAGCCCCCUGCUCUUUUGCCGCCUUUUAGACACAAAGACCUCCGUGUUACGUCUGGGCGAGUCAGAAAAGAAGCAGUUGCUUUAAGAGCCGUGGUAUGUGAAGAAACUAUGAAGUACCAAGGACAGUUGCUCAUCUUGGCUCUUCCCUGUCCAGGAGCAUGAAAGGCACAGGGCUGUACCUGUUUGUAUGAUAGCAGCUCCUUCCUGUUUGUACUGGCAGCAAGGAGGGGAGCAGUGCUCAGGCAACAAUCAGGUGAAUGAAUCUGGUUGGGGGCUUUCACUGACUUCCUGAUUAUUUGGAAGGCUGGUGUUGAGAAUCAUUAUGAACUGGAGGGUGAGUUGUACUAGGGCUGCUAUUUUCUCAGCAUGAGAUAGUAGCUUCUGUUCAGCGUGUUGGUUUUUUUGGCCUUGAAGACACUUGCUCAUAUGGCCUUUCUUCUGUCAUUACAGAUUUGUCCGAUAUGUGCAGCAUUACCAGGAGGAGAUCCCAAUCAUGUUACGGAUGACUUUGCAGCUCAUCUUACACUGGAACAUAGAGCUCCAAGAGAUUUAAUAUCCUUGCCUAAGUCAAGAAGAAGCAACUGAAUAAUUUUUGCCUUCUAUACUAAUAGCCACCCAUGUUGAUUCUGAAAUAGGUGCUUUUGUUAGCGUGUUACAUAGUUUUCUUUGAAUAGCUAGAUAAGCAAGAAAAACUCUGCUUGGAGCACUUCAUGUUAAUUGCACCACUAUUGGCUAGUGUAAACUGAUAGGAUUUAUUUUCCUUUCUUUUGAGGAAAGAUUUGAAAGAAAAUACGUUCUGUCUGAGCAAGUAACCUCUCCUCAAGCUUUGGGAACGCUCCAAGAAAGCGUUCAGAAGAAUUACAAGAAGAGCUUGUAAUUCCAUUGGCAUGUUGCCUCUGAGACUGUAUUUUCUUGAUUUGCUUUAUUAUAGUUCUAUGCCGCUUUUCAUUCAGCUAUAUCCCAAAGCGGCUUACAAACAAUAAAUGACACUAACAUGACAGAACAUCACCAAUACAGCACAAAUGAUAUAGAAUAAUUUACAAAUCCUCAGUGAAACAAUUACAAUCUAUAAAACACUAUUAACAAAGCAACAACUAAAAAAAUAAGGUAAACCUCACAAUUAAUGCAAAAAUGUAUGAUUUAACAAAUACACACUCCCCACCCCCAUGACUGAUAAUCUUUUACUGUAUUUGGCUCAUUAAAAUACACAUACCCAUAAUGCCCAGGGGAGCAACUCCCUUCUGAAGGUUCCUUGGGCUGGAACUGGGGCAACGCGGGUGAAACUAGCCACCCCCUGAUAGCAAACAAAGUCUCUCUCCCCUCACAGUUCUUCCUCUUGAUUUGGCAUUUGCUUCGCAUUGCCCUGCUCUUUGCAUCUAUAAUGCUAAUAUUGUGCAAAAUUGUUUUUAAUACACCCAGUGUGAUUUUUUUAGAUAAGGGGAUCUGAAGAUAGAAAUGCAACUGCUAGGGUAAUUUUAUGACCUUGCUAGUUACUGGGGUUGUGCUUGGUUCACACCAAGCUAAGCUUCAGAAGGCACAAAAUAGCAGUGGUUCCCAAUUGGGAAUUGCCUAACCCACCCAGGGGGUCAGUGGUACCAUUCACAUAACAAAAACUACCUUGGAGAUAAUCAAAAUUUUCCAAAGUAGGGGGCGUCCAUGGCUUGACUUUUAAAUAACAAGAAAUCCACAAUACUUAGCUAAUUGGGAACCACUGUAUUAUAGCAUUGGGGGCAGGCAAGCUGGAGCAUGCCUCUAACUCUAGCAGAGAAGCACACCCCAAACUCAACACGUUUGGGAUGCCAGCGUUUACACUAAGCAGAGUCUGCAUACUCGGUGCAUCUGCUCUAUGUGACCAUAAUUGUGUCGAAUAAUUGGGCCCUUUCACCAAGUCUGGUGUUCCAUUCCUCCCACGCAAGUAAUGCAAUGGGGAGGGAAAUUGCUGCGUCUGCUCUUCAGAUGCCAUGAUUGCAGCACUAGGCUGGGAGGAGAGAUUUAGGCCUCUCAGCCCAGCGCUGGCCACGAGAGUGGUGUGUUCCCAUUAACAAGAGCUGGGGCGGGGAGGUGUGUUUGCAUACAGUAUGGAUGCCUGGUGAGUGUAGUGCACGGGCCUUGGAGGGCUGGCUAGCCUUGAAUGUGGUCAUUGCUCCUCUAAACUAAGAAGGAAGCUUUGCUCCUGUUCUUUACAAGUACAUUGCCUUAGUGGCUAAGGCGUCCCUGUUUGCGUGUUGACACUUUCCUUCCUUAACUCAUUGCUUACGACGAAUCCAGUGGUGUUCGGCAUGUACGUAGAAUGUUUCACCCAGGCCGGGGUUUGGGUGGCCCUCGCGCACGUAGAUCCAACAUGCACUUUACUAGCAGUUCCACUGGUGGUUUUUCAUCUUCGCAGAGUUCAUAUUCUCCAAGCAAUAGGGAAGCCAUGGAUCCUAUAGCUGGUAAGAUUUGUGAACAUUUACAUAUCCUUUUGUAUUUUUGUGCACUUGCAUGAUUUAAAUUCUUCCACCUUGCCCCCCAAAAGCAGGAAUAUCUGUUGUUAGAUUUUAUCUCUGUUCCCUCUAGAAUAGUCUUCAGUGAAUCAGAGCUUUAAACAUCCACAUGGAUGUUUAUAUUUUUAAGAAGUUGCUGCAACGAUGAACUAUUUGGGCUGGCUGAGAAAGUUUUAAGGAACUGCUGCUUUGAGCAAUAAUUCCGGCCACUUCAAAAGUAUCCUCAGGGCUUGUUGAAUGUACUACUGUGCUGUUAAAACACUAACAAUGUGUCAGGGUAGGGGGAUCAUUGGGGCUGCAUUUUAGGGACUGUGAGUAUACCUUCAUCUGUUUUACCUUGUAGUAGCAAAAUGGGAAGCUUAUGGAAUAGAUAUUGUGGGAGAGUGAGGUGGUAGUGGCAGAGGACUGAAAUACCGAGAUAGUUUGGUUACAUUAGAUUUCACUCUUAAUCCUUUUUUUUAUAUUGGCAGAGCUUUUAUCUCAGUUGUCCGGUGUGAGGCGUUCUGCAGGGGGACAGCUCAAUUCCUCUGGCCCUUCCGCGUCUCAAUUGCAGCAACUGCAGAUGCAACUGCAGUUAGAACGGCAGCAUGCACAGGCGGCACGGCAACAACUGGAGACUGCACGUAACGCGACAAGGCGCGCCAACACUAGUGGCGUCACCACCACUAUUACACAAUCCACAGCAACAACCAACACAUCCAACACAGAAAACAGUCAGCAGGCUAUCCAGAACUCUCAGUUCCUCCUUACAAGGUAACUCGUUCUAGAGGGUCGGAAUUGCAAUUAUUGGUUCUGAAUCACUCCAGGAAUUCAUCCCCGCUUUUGAAAUUUGUGUAUUUUGGUGGCAUGUUCCUCCUUCCCACAAGCUGCUUUUUAGCCACCUCCUUCAGCAGUCAUUAUCUGCAGCCAAUCACACGUAAACUUUUGUGCCUUUUCUGUUACCGCUUGUAUCUACUAAAAUGAAAUUGUUGGCUUAAGUGGCAAAGGGCAGAGAGGGGAUAGAGUUUUAAAGUGGCUCAAACUGUAAUUUAAAAGGAGGCGUUGAAUACAAGUUUUUCUUGCAAUUCGCAUUCCUGGAAAAAUCAAGAAAAUUACUGAGCAAUCUGAGGGCCGUUUAAUACAGUGCUGUUAUGUGUAGAUGCACUUCAUUAUGUUUAUCUCUGAAUUCCUAGAUGCUGGCGUAUUUUAAAAAAUAUUAUGAAUCAAAAUAUAUUACAACAAAUUAAAUCCUUCAUAUACAUAUUCUCAAAUCUACGCAUUACAAAAAUUGUAUCUGUUGUAAAGUAGAAAUACCGAUAUAGUAAUGGAUUCAUCAAAUAUUUCUCUUUAAUUUCUCUUUAAACAAAAUCUCUAUGAGAACUCAUAAUAUAGAACAAAAGGGAACCAAUUAAUAAUGGUCCUCCACUGUAGACUGAUUAUCAUAUUUUAAAUAUUAUGUUAUUUUUAAAUCAGUUUCAUUUCUUCUGACACAUUCCAAAGACAUUAUUUUACUGAAGGAAACUGAGUGUGUUGUCAGUAUCAAGCUGUGGCCAACUGCCAUCACAAUUUACAUUAUAUGCUAACUUUGAAAUAGUUUAUAAAGCCUAAAAGGAAAGUUAGAUCCUGUAGAACUGAGACUAAUAAUCGUCUGCUUGCCACGUGUGCCCACUACAUAUGAUUAGCAGCUUCCACUGUCUCCCAGCAGCCUGCUUUUGUACCAUUAGAAGUCUUAGGUAACCCCAGUGGAGUAAAAUACCACAUAUGGAGUACCAUGGCAUGGGCCUCUCAAAUCUACACAGAUAUACACAGUUGCCAUAUUUUGAAAAACUUAGUCACAUAUUUGAAAAGAGAAUUCUUAAGCCCCUUUCCCACUUACUCAUUUUGGCCUCAGUAACUUUGGCCCCUUCAGUUUGGCCCUUCAACUUUGCCUUGCUUACUUCCUCUGUAAGAUUACUUUUCCUUUCUCAAUUUUAUCUUAAGGGAAUGCCUUCUUUAAAAAAAUAGAGAAGGAACCUUGUUUUAAACAUCUCGUUUGUUGUGAUUCCUUCGUUUAAAAAGGUCUUCUUCUUUGCUUACAUCUCGGUAACUUUUAUACUUUUGAUCAGAUAAAUUCUAAAAGAUACCCAAUACCAUCUUUGGGUCAGAAUAAUCCCUGUGUGAAGAUUCCUGGGAAAUAGAUUUUAAUCUCAUCUCCUGAAUAGGUUCCUGGGGUCCUCCCUUUGUAGCAUAAUGUCAUAGCAACAUUCCAUUUUGUUACAUUUUCACACAAAAAGUACCAAGGUGGCAAACUAUCUGAUAGCAGAAGAUGGGAAAGUUGAAUGCCGUGUGCAGCAUACAUUCAACUAUCUGAGCAGUAAUCCCUCCAGUUACUAUGCAGGUUUGCUAAAGUUGUACUACCCUGCGGUAAACCGAGAAUUUUUCAGGGGAACUGAAUGGGUUCCAUAGAAGCAGCAUUGGAGCAGUUAAGGUCUCAGAGUGCUGGUGGUAGGGACUCAGGGUAUUGGAUAUAAUCAAGGAGUGAUCAUUGGCAGUCUGAUCGUCUCUUUCCCAAUGUAGAAAUAAAUCAGAUGCAUCUUUUCUGAACCCAAGACAUCCACAGGUCUUUUCAUGAUCUUGUAGAUUAUUAGACAGUGUUCCCAAGCCUCAGAAUUUUCAGCUAUAUCCUGUUUUCUCUCCCCUUCUUGUGCAGGUUGAACGAUCCCAAGAUGUCUGAAGUAGAGCGUCAGUCAAUGGAGAGUGAGCGAGCUGACCGCAGCCUGUUUGUUCAAGAGCUUCUGCUGUCCACUUUAAUGCGGGAAGAAAGCUCCUCCUCUGAUGAGGACGAGCGUGGGGAGGUUGCCGAUUUUGGUGCUAUGGGCUGUGUAGAUAUUAUGCCUUUAGAUGUUGCUUUAGAAAAUCUAAAUUUAAAAGAGAGUAAUAAAGGAAACGAGCCUCCUCCACCUCCUCUUUGAUGACAUCCCACUUCGCAGACAAUGUCCUCUGUGCUGUAUUUGCCAAUGAAAGUGGACAACAACUAUCUUGGGUUUGUUUUGGUGAUUGUAAUUUCAGGUCUGUCACUCUUGUUACAUUGUGUACAUUCAAAGGAAGAGAGAAAGAUAUAUAUGAUAAUCAUUUCCACUUAAAAAUAAUUUUUACUUCUAGCAGGUAAAUGUAGGUUGCAGAUCAGAGGGGAAAUCCUCUGUGCCCUGUACUUUUUGACAUGCAAAAAGGUUCUCCUAAUACUCCACAUUCAAACUGAAGAGGAAAAAAAAAUGAAAUCUCUAAUGAAGCUGCUGUGUGUAUUUAUGAAUAUUAAUGAAUAAAAACUGCUUGGAUGGUUUACCUUUACUGCAUGAGGUUUUUUGCAGCGUGCAUGAGUUUUAGUGACCUUGUCAUUUAAAAAAAUUUAAAUACAAGGAGUAAAACUAUAAACGACUCCCUCCCCCUCCCCCAAAAGCUUUCCCAUUAUUCAAAGGUUACAAGGCAAAGAAGUUAAUGCUCACUUGGCAUUGUGUGGCCAUCAAGUAGCUUUUGAAUAAUGUACGUCUGAACCACUUUUAUUACAUGUGCCGUUUGCACAUCAUGCAAGCUCUGCAGUGGGACAGCUUGUUUCCAGGGUGUGACGUUUUGCUCGGUGUGACCCUUGCGUUGCUCUCUUUAACCACCGCACAUCCACCUGGAGUUUCAGCCUGCUUUUUAUGCAUCUCUAGGAGACACAAAAGUAAGGCCACUGCCAAAAUCUUCUGGCAAAGGGGGCUUUUUGUGUGCCCUAUAAUCAAAAUACUUGUUCAACUUUGUUUAAAACAAGUUUAAAACAAAAAACUUUGUUUUUUUUCCUUUUUGUGGUUGUUAAAAGAAAACCAUUUUCAAACUGUUAAAACAUGUUUUAUUCAGGUGUAGAUUAUUCAUUUGCUCAUUGUCUUAAAAGAAAACAAAAGUUAACCUGGAUUAUGUUGUCUUAGUUUUAAAAACCUUCACAGUCUCAAUCAUAUGUUUUUGAGUUAUUUAUGUAUUUGCUACCUAGUUUGCAGAGACUUGUCAGCAACAGGAGAGCUUGAGGAGGUUGACUUCCCAAACUUUUGUCAAUAUAGUACAACUGCAUUCUUAAUGCUAAUUCUAGCACCUUUUUAUUUAUUAUUUCUUGAUUUUUUUUCCUGGUAUAAAAAAAAAGUAAAAAGCCUUUUUAAUUGAAUCAUGCCACCUACAUGCCUAUACUAUUAAUCCUGUAUGUAUAAAAAUGUACAGUGUUUUUGUGCAUAGACUUUCAUAAUAGCCCCAAGGCAGGGACAGGAGGGUUUUUUUUUGUUUUGGGGGGUUGGGGUGGUGGGGAAGGGAAUGUAAAGUUAGACUAUAAAGACAAAAUUGCACACAGCUUCUGAUUAAAUCUAAACUAGGCUUAGACAAUAAUCAUGUUUCUCUCUGGUUCUCUCACUUUCUUCAUCUCUAUCUCCCCUCUCAACCCUUUCCACCUGUGCUACAUAGCAAGCAUCUUAGAAUUGAAUUGCAGACUUGAGCAGUAUGGUGGGGUUUUAAAAGGACAGAUUCUCAUCAAAAAUGGGAAAAAGCCCCACCCACUGGUUUUUAGUUUCUGACUCCAGUUAUUUCUAUAUAAAAUACAGUACUAGAUUUGGUUCUUUUUUUUAGUCUCUGCAACAGAAUGUUCUAAGGGGGAAUUUUACAGCAGCCCUCUGGUUAUCUUGGGAGUUUAACCCAGCUAGGGAUUUUUUUUUUAAUUGUUGAGGAUUUUCAAAACCAGUUUUCAAGCUGUAGUCUUUUCAAACACACCUGCACAUUACAAUAAGACACGCAGUUCAAUAAAGCAUUUUCAAGACUGUU